CUGUGAAAUAUGUCAGUAUGUUAUUAUCCCCCUAUUGCAAAACGUGCUUGUGUGUCUAAAAGAGACUUGCCUGCAACCAAUGGAAAAGGAAGUGGCACGUUGCCCUAGCACUGUCCUCUUUUAUUGGCGUUUGGGCUGCAGAGAUGGGUUUUGCCCGCAACAGUACUAUUCCAGAAUUUGAGAAGUUUGCGGAUCGUAACAUGACGAUAUGUUUCCUGAGGAGAGAAACGUGUCCCCGCCGUGCCAAAAGGGAGUCCCUCUGUUUCUUUCCUUUCUCACCCUGAAACCAUCGCGGAUCCAAUGAACGCACUACCGAGGGCCGGUCUCCCGAGGGCGGGACGUACCCAUGUGACUGACCGACCAGACGGGGAGGAACCGCCGCCCCCGACAAGCGGCGGCCUACCCGGGCCCAGCGGCGGCGGCGGCGGCGUUUCCGAGUCUGUCGCUGCCGGGCCCGGGCCGGCGAGGCCUCUGCUCCAUGGGGAGGCCGGGCAGCCCCCCGCAGGCGGAGAGCCGCUGCCCACUGUGGGCGCUGCCGGAGGAGCUGCUGCUGCUCAUCUGCUCGUACCUGGACGCGCGGGCCUUGGGCCGCCUGGGCCAGACCUGCCGCCGCCUUUGCCGCUUCACCUGCCGGGAUGCGCUGUGGAGGCGACUCGCCCGUUCCUGCCUCAACGCAGGCUUCAGCGCGCACGGCGCCGACCUGUAAGCGCCUGGGCUGGGGAAAAGCCGGCUGGGAAAACACGGGGCUUCGCGGCCUAGCUGGUUGCUAAGGGGCGCCCUUGUAACCAAGGCCACGCCCGCUCUGUCAGGGGAGGUGGGGGGUUCCUGAAGCGCCAGGGCCCGGCGAAGGAGGGAGGGAGGGAGGAUGACCGCCGCGGAUUCCCGCGGAGGAGUCCGGAUGGCCUGGCGGAGGGGCGGAGAUCUUGUUCGGGGCUCGUAAUGGGCGCGAAGCAGCCUGGGAUACACAAUCAGUUCAGGGGCCGAACUGUGCUUAGUUUUGUUGUCCCGGGACAUACUGUCCUUAGGUACCUUAUUAGACACGGUAUGUUGUGUCCUGGACCCAUUGAUCUGUGCCAUCCAAUGUUAGAUCCCACAAUCUUGCAAGGAACCCAGGCUUUUAGGGCAUCUAUUACUGUGACAGCGGAUGCCUGUUUUCACUACAAUUUAGCAUUGGAGGCACGCUUUAGGUAACACUCAAAAAGAUGUAGAUGUGGGCUUGUCCCUUCAAACUCUACAAUUGUAUGAUUAUAUAUGCUUCCAGAAUAAGCGGGGGGGGGGGGGCUUCCUUCUUGCAGCCCCAACCCUUACACACCCGGCAGUAAGUCCCAUUGACUUCAGACUCUCUUUGAACUCGGUUGCGUUGUCUGUUGUCUGUACAGCCCUGGUUCUGAACAGAAGGCAACACUUUUGAGACCCAGAGAUGCCUAAUAGCCCUUGGGUCUAGUUGCAUUUCCAUGUGACAUCCCAGACUGUCUUGAGUCUCAGAUUUCUUAAUAAUUUAUAACCUGAUACAGAAAGUGGAAGAAAAGCGAGUUUACUUCUUUGUCAGCAUGGACUUUUCAGUUUUAAUAUGCAGGAAAUUUAAAGGUCGAUUAAAGGUGUUGUGUAUUCCUGUUGCCUUGGUAGUAGUUGUGGGCCUGCUGUGAUUACUCGGGGUACUCUGUGCCCCUCAAGUGUAGCAAGGCUGGAAUCACAGCUGAAUUAGAUUGGUUCUUUUCUGACCUAUGCUUAAUUACUGAUUAGUAUGUUUAAGUUCUACUCAAACUCUGCUUAAGGGAUGGAGUUAAUGCAAAAUUACAGUGUUAAAACAAUGCACUUAAUGUACAUCAGCAAAGAACUUACUGUGUUCCUGUUUUGCUUUAUCUUCCUUUACCCUGUCCUCCGGGUUUGUUUCUGAAGUGCUCAAACUGGGAAGUGUAUAAUGUUGCACUUUCAUGCGCAUGGAUCAUUGCAUUUGUAAUUGUGUGGGAAACAAACUGCCAAUAUCAUCAACAUGUGGUGAGGAAAAUUUCACUACUUCCCCGCCUCCUUUGUUUUCUGAAGAAAUUUGCGGCAUAAAUUGCCCCAUGAGGUAGCUGGAUGCAACAGAUGCAGCAUAGCAUCUAAAUAGAUUACAUUUCAGCUGGUAACUGACCAGCUGAAAUGUUCAUCGUGUAGAUGCUAUGCUAUAUAUUUAAUAAAACCCAGUUUACUAGUAGUGACAAUUGAAUCAAUGGUAGUUUGUGAAGGAGUAUGGGGAGGAGCUAUUAGCUCCAUACAUCUCUUAUAUGCAGACCCCUAGUUCAAUCGCUGGCAUCUCUAGCUACAUCUGAAGUAGUAGGUUGGAGAGAGACUCCUCCUUGAGACAUUGAAGAGCUGUUGACAGUCCAUGUUGAUCAGGCAACAGCUGGUCUGCAUGUUCUGGUUUGAGGGUUUCAUUCACCUUUGGCCAACUCUUGGGGACUAAUGCCAGUGGUGGAUGUGACCUAAAGCAAGAAUGGUCAUCUCAGACGCCCACACAUGCACACUCUCCCAUGUGCGUGCACACACAGGACAAACACACAGCUUUGUAUCCUGGUUAAAGGAUUAGUGGUAACUGGUGAAUGCUGGUAUUGACAUAUCCUUUAAUAGUAGUUAAACGGAGAGAAAGUUGUCUUUCUUUGAUUUCGUAACCAUAUUAAAACUAUAUAAGCUCUUUUGGUAUUUAACAACUUAUGUGGUAUUUUAUUUAUUUAUUUAUAAUAAGUAUUUCUGUACUGGUGUAUCAUAAAAUAUAUCAAGGUGGUGUACACUAGAAGACACAAUUUAAUAUUCUCACUUAAUAUUAAAGAUACAGAUAAUCAUUCAGGUGACUUAGUAAAAAAAAAGAAAUAAACAGCUGCAAGGCCUGUCAGUACAAGAGCCUUCAAGAGAUGCCUGAAAGUGAGAAUACCUGCCAAAUCAUUGCUGGAAGAAUUUUCCACAGCAUUGGACAGAUGACACUAAAUGCCCAACUCUAGCCGAGACCAAUUGGGCCUCUGUAACAUGAGAUUGAGACUUCCUCAAUCUCGGCCCUCCAGAUAUUUUUUUGGCCUACAACUCCCAUGAUCCCUAGCUAGCAGGACCAGUGGUCAGGAAUGAUGGGAAUUGUAGUCUCAAAACACCUGGAGGGCUGAGGUUGAGAAAGCCUGCUCCAGAUGAUCUCACUUUUUCACCAGAUGAACUUCUCUCUGGAUGAUUUUCAUUAAUUUGUUUUGGUGUUUUUCUUAGAUAAAUCUUGGAUUUAUUUUUAAUAAAUCCAGACUUUCAUUUGAGUGUAUCUUAUAAGGUUCAUAGGGGCAGAACCUGAAGUGUUUAAAAAAAUCUGAUGCAUUUGAAUUAAAAACAUCAAAAUCUUCAGUUAAUCAUGAGCCAAGAACCAUGAAAUAAUUAUUAAAGUUCAAACAGAUUCUACUGGGCCUGACUAACAUUAGUUGGAUGGCCCUGAACAGUUUAAAGAUAGCUUUAGAACUUAAUGCUCUUUCCAAAAAAUCUUCUAUUAUGCUAAUCUGUUUAAAAAUGUUGCUGAAUGGAAAACCAAGGAGACACAUCAAGACCUGGGGUUGUGGGAGGUAGUAAAGGAAAUUCCCUUUGCACCAGUGUCUUGGGCGAUAGUUACAUUGAAAUCGGCAGGGGUGAGGGCUGUAGGAUUGUUGUAUCUUUCAGCACCUGGGAUCUGCUUGCUGUGCUAUAUUGUCCUUCCUUCUGAGGAAAUGAAUUUUUGUAUUUUUUCAUUAACUAUAAGCUCUACAUUGGAUGCAGGAGGGGGUCAGGUAUACAGCAUAACAGGUGCAGUAGUUGGUAGGGCCUCUACUCUUAUUUCUAAAGUGAAAGGCUGAACAAUAAUCUGAAAUUUCAGGCAAACUGAGGAAAGUGUACAAAUGAAAGCAUAUAUAAACCUCUCGAGGUAACUUUAAAUGUUCACUAGCUUUUCUUAAAGGCUUUUUUUGAUUGCAUUUUCCUGUUGUAUAGUGGACUCUUAAAAUACCUCAAUAGCAUUAUGAGUGUGACUGUGUGAAGAGUGGUGGGAAAAUGUUUAGAAUUGGCCUCUUCCUGUAUUUUGCUUCUUAUCCCUGGGCAUUAUAAGGCUUCCUAGAUUUGAGCACAUUGUGUGAUAGUAGUGCUGGGUUUUUUUUUGCCUGUGGUCAGACAGUGAACUGGUUAUGUGCUUCUUAGCUUGCAGUAGAAGACAUGUACAGUAAUACACUGUACAGCAUACACUGGUCCUUGGACUUGGGUUUUAUACUCCUGCCAGCGAACACUACCUAUAACCACUUUCCUGCCACAUAACAGAUGCUUAUCAUGGGGCAGAUGGAGCUAUGGGUGGGAUAAGCUGGGCCCACAGUUACGGUGAAGCAGACAACAACUUUGAAUUUCUCAGAUCUUGUGUGCAGGUGCAGAUGGUGACUAGGGGUUGCCAGUUGUGUGUUAAUUUUAGGUAAAAUUAUGAAGGUUUAUAUUUGUCUUGUUUAAGGACUUCAGAAAGGAACAAAUUUUGAAAAUAAGUUGUGGUAGUCAGAGUCACAGCUACAGGUUUCUAUUGGCAAAUUUCAGGGUUUGUUUGUUUUAAUAUUGCUUUCAGCAUUAGUUUUGGACUUUUGAGCUAACACCUCUCCAAAUCCAACCAUAUGGGAUUAUUUCCAGCUAAUCUCUAAUAUUCAGUAUUCUUGGAUGAGGUUCUUGAGUAUGUAGUGGUACCUCAGCUCCAGGUGUUCUUGGAUGAGGUGAAUUAUCUAGAUCCAUUUCAAACCAGCUUUAGGCUGCAUUUGACAGGAAACUGAGAGAUGGCUGCUGUUCUAGAUGGCUGCUACUGGGCCAACUUCUUUCCAGAAAAGAUCCAUGGGUGCCCCAUCUCUGCUGAAUUUCAGCUGGCAGGCAGUUACAUACUUAUUCUGACAUGUAAGCAAUUACAUAUUUAUUCAAAUAUACCUUUGGCCUCUAUUAUUAUUUACUGGAUUUCUUACCUGUCCUUCACCAUAAGGUCACAGGGUGAGCAACAACAUUAUAAAAAGACAAUAUUAAAAUCAGUUGAAACAAUUUUGAUUCAGAAGCAUAGGGUGGGUCCUAGUUUGUGUGUAUAUAUAUCAUGUGUCAAAAGUAAUGGUAAAGAGUUGUGUUUUCAGUAUACAGUGGUACCUCGGGUUACAUACGCUUCAGGUUACAUACGCUUCAGGGUACAGACUCCACUAACCCAGAAAUAUUACCUUGGGUUAAGAACUUUGCUUCAGGUUGAGAACAGAAAUCGUGCUCCAGCGGCGCGGCGGCAGCAGGAGGCCCCAUUAGCUAAAGUGGUGCUUCAGGUUAAGAACAGUUUCAGGUUAAGAACGGACCUCCGGAAUGAAUUAAAUACUUAACCUGUAUGGCAAUAACUAUAUAGUGAAGGUGUCAGGUGCGCCUCUGUGCUUAGGAGCUGCCACAGAGAAUUCCUUCUCCCAUUCUGUACCCCCACCAAUGUCUCAGUGUGGCAGAACUAUGAAGAGGGUUCCUAUACAACACCUGAGGGAGUUCUGUAGGAAAGGAGAUGGUCUUUCAGAUGUUUGGGGCUUUAGUCAUUUAGGUCUUUAGAAGUAAUGUAAGCACCUUCAAUUGGGCCCAGAAAUGAACUAGCAUCUAUAAGCUCACUAGUUUUGCCAGUAUAAAUGUUGCAGUUUGCUAAACAGCCAGUUUUGUUUGUUCGUUUUACAGAUGCUUUACCUAUGUGUGCUAAUGUUUUGAUAUUUUAUAUUUUACUUGUUUUUUACUGUUAGCUAGCCACCUUGAGCCCUGUUUGGUGGAAUGACAGCAUGCAAACAAACAAAUAAGCAGUGUACUGGUCUUGGAGGUUAUCGUCUCACUUAGCCAAGGGUUUGAUGGUGUUCUGGUCAGGUUUCUCUACUUUGACAUUUUUUUUGUCAGUUUUUAAAAUGGAAAUUACAGUUUGAGUAUUACAUUAUAAGUUUUAUUUUGUUUCCAGAAGCCUAGGAGAGGGAGGCAUUGGCAGAGUAUCCUUGCUGACUAUUCCUGCACAAGGAUGAAAAUAAUCUCAGAACAUUUUGGUACACUCAUCAAGAGUUGGAUGCCUCAGGUUUCCAGCCUUGUGCACGACUACUAAUGCUUUCCUAUUAUACUGGAGGUGCCCCAUCUAAUAAUUGUAGAAUGCCAUUUGCCCUCUGUGUGAGCAUACAUUGUGGCUUCUGCUCUCUCUUUUUAUCCUUUGAAUUCCUAGGAGACUAGCAUGGAAUGAGCUUCUGUACUGUGCACAGCUGUGUAUUGCAGGUGGGGUAGAUUGAUUAAGGUAUUAGUCUCUAACAUGAUCUAUGGUGGAUUGUGCAGUGUUCUAACAAACAGGGUAAAAAAACAUCUCUAAAUGUCCACAUGAGUAUUUGAACUUACUAUUAAGUAUGGAAUUUGCAGUACUUGAUUCAGAGCACAUGGGAGCUAGGAAGCCAAGGUUCACAACUGUAUUUAUUGUCGUCUUCAGAAGUUUGCAAAAGGUUUUGUUUAACGGUUUCUGUGUGAUGAUAAAAACUGAGUUUAGCAUUUCUUUAAAGGCGGUGGCAGGGAGAAAGAGAUUGUGAUCAAUCACCUGCAGGAGCAGGAAAGGGCCAUUUGAUUUUAAUAUAGUUUGCCCAAAUGUACAUUGCAGCAGGAAGAGAGGUCUUGUAUUACAGUAUGUGCACGUGGUGACUGAGUGCAUAAUUUGAAAGAAUUGUAUGCUGCCCUUCAGUAACCAAAUGUCUGUAAGAAAGUUCCCUUCAGAUCUUGUAAAGCAACAUCUCUAAAGUGCUUCCUGGUGUUGUCAGAAAUGAUGAGCCCCCUUCCCUAAACGCCAGAGCAUUCUUUGCCGUUGCGGUUUUAUGACCAGCAAUGUGGUAGUUAACUUGGACUCUGUUUUAUUCAUCGUACACCUUCUUGUCAUCUUACUCUUGGCCUUAGCUCUCCCUUUUAAACUUGCCUAUUCAGAAAUAAAAAUAUACCUGGGGUGAGCCGUAGCUGAGUGGUGGAACAUAGUGUUUUGUUUUUUAAGCAAACACCCUGCACCUGAGCAUCCUUGUUUGGAAUUAAGUUGUCUCAUUUUUAUAGGACUUGCUUCCAAACUGAAAGAGCUGUGACAUAUAGUUUUCAGGCUACAUAUAGCUCAAAUGCAUUUUAGUGUCAUCCAUGGAUUUUUACAAGAAUUUUGAUCAUACCAAGGUUAUAUAACAUCAAUAAAAUAAGAUUUAUUAAAGAUUAAAUUAAAAUAAUUAUUGUGAAGAUACGUUUCAAAUGUGAUGGUGUUAUGAGAUGUUUGGCUUGGGAAUAAGGAGACAAAUAAAAAUAAUUUGACUCCUCACCAUACUUUAUAAACUGUUUUAGGCCUAUGUCAGAUUACCCAAGGGGCUAAUAGAUUAUCUACUAUUGCAUUAUAUCUAUAACAGUGGAAAGCGAAAUGCCGGUGGACGACAAAAGAGGCUUAAAGACUCUCUCAAGGCAAAUCUAAAAAAAUGCAGUAUAAGCCCAGAUAAUUGGGAACAUUGACCUGCAAGCGCUCCAGUUGAAGAAUAUCUUCUACCAAAUGCGUCAUGGUCUUUGAAGAAGCAUGAACUCAGGACAAAAAUAAGAAACAUGCUAAGAGGAAGGCAUGUUUGGCCAAUCCUCACCAUGAUCAACUUCCACCUGGAAACCUAUGUCCCUACUUUUGAAGGACAUGUGGAUCCAGAAUUGGCCUCCACAGUCGCUUAUGGACACACUGUUAAGACCAUAUCCAUGGAAGACAAUCUUACUUGGCUAUGAGUGAUCGCCAAAGAAAGGAGAAAGAAGAUGUAGUUAGAAUAGCUUUUUGAUGUGGUAUCUGUCUAAGGUGACUCUUGGUGCUGAAUAAAUCGACUAGUGUUGUAAGCAGGUGACUAAAGUAAGUGAUAAAUAUGUAGGGUCAAUAAGGUGAUAAUAUCUUCAUUUCUUACACAUUGCUUCAGAUUCUAACACAAGAAAUCUAUAGCUUAAAAGGGGAACAUUAACAUUAAAUCUUGUGUCUGUGUACUAUGUCCUCUGCAUUGCUUUCCCCUCCUAUGUUUUUACCAGUUUAGGACAUCUGAACUAGGCUGCUUAAACAUGGAUUCUAGGAAAAUAAAGAAAAGGAAAUAUUUCUGAGCUAGAUUGAUAGCUCUUCAGAGUGACAGAGUGGAUAAAUGGUAGAUAAGAAAGCUCCUGUCUCUUCAUAAUGUGGACAGCAUGAUGCCUGAGGGCAUAGAGGGCCAGCGCUCCUAUUUGGUUCAAGUACAAUCCUGUCUCUGUAAGCAUCCUAAAAUGGUGCUUUACUAGGUUUAGGCUUAUUUGUUGUGUUAGCACCAUAGGAGAAAGGAGGCAGGGUAUGGUAAUAACUUCCAAGUCAGCUUUUGCUGGUGGGCAUGUGCAGGCAAUCCUUUAAAUCUGAAAAGCUGGCGCAUUCCCUAGUGGAAGUAGAUCCAAUAAAAGACUUGUAGACCUGGCUUGGAUGUCACAGUAAAUCAUGGUUUGUCAUGAUAGGAACAAACUGCAGUGAUUUUGGAGCUCAGACACCAUUCCCUUCUCUUAUCCUUUGCAAUGACUGUAAAAAGAGGAUUGGAAGCCUCAGGCUUUUUUUCUAAACUGCGGUUGUUUCAUCUGAAACCAAGAAACAGUAGUUAAUCUAAUUAUGGCUUGUUUCAGCAAACAACACUUAAGACCCACUGUUUAGAGUUUGGAUGUAACACUAAACUGUGGUUAAUCAAAAUAGAAGUCAAAGUUUCUUACCUCAUUUUUGCAGUCAUGUUUGGGGAGGAACGUGAAAGGGUUUUCUGGCUUGUUCUUAGCACGAGAAACUAUGGUUUAUUGCAGCAUCUACAAAAUGGCCUCACACUGGUGCUUAUACUGACUUUUGGCUCUGAGAAGAGCCAAAAAAAUUAUUAUUUGAAAUAAUCAAAUAUCAGUGCAGUUAAAAAACCACAAUAAAAGAGUUGAAGAAAAUACGGCAGAGCAAAAAUGUCUCAACCUCUUGUCUAAAGGACAGGAGAGAAGGAGCCUGUCUAAUUUGCUUUGGGAGAGAGUUCUACAUUUGGGGAGCUGCCACUGUAAAGGUUCUAAGUAAGCAAAUUACACUAGUGCUUCGCCAAUUACAGUUGCUCCUGAUCCAUUUCCAGGCACAAUUUGAAGGCUCGGGAUCAGGAUACCUAAAGGGUAUCCUGUCUCGAUAUGUGCCUGUCUCCAUAUGUGCCUACUUGGGACCUAAGAUCUUCAUUGGAGGCCCUCGAUGAGCGUUGUUGCUGGGUAAGCUGUGGUAGGUUACAAGGGAAAAGGUCUUUUCUGUGUCAAUACAGAAUGCUUAUGGAAUGCUCUUCCCAGAUGUUUACCUGGUGCCUACCACAGUCAUUUUGGCACUUUUUUCAUUUUCUCAUGCCUUUUGAUUUAUUUUAACUUCAAAUUUGAUUUUUGUAUUUAUUUGUGGUUUUAUGCUGUUUUUAAACCCCACACCCAGACUGUCUUGCUAUUGCCCGAUCUUCUGAGUUUCCCUGACAAUUUGCUGUUGGGUCUGAUAUAAAUAUCCAAGCAAAUAAAUAAAACAAUUAGAACUCAAUCUGAAUCCAUGGGCAUUUAGAUUUCAGACAUGAACUGGAAGUUAAUACCCGGUCCAAGACAUUCUUGCAAAACAUCAGCAUUUAAAGUGGGAAUUCUUCCUCAUACUUUCAGUGGACAUAUUUUUUUGCCAUUUUGGACCAGAGUAGGAGGUAAAGCGCAGAGACUGCAAACCGACCCUCUAGUCUCUUUUCCUGAUUGUAAAAAACAAGAUUCUUAGGUGAUGGCAAUCUCUGUGUGUUUUUGUUUAAAGUGGGUCACAUGCCCAGGAAUGCAGUCAAAUUAUAAUGGUGACAAAGUGCCGGAAAAGGGAGGGAGAUGGGGGGGGAGGGAGAGAGAGAGCCCCAGGCGAUGGAAAGAGAGCUGGGAAUACUAGAGUCUGGCUAGGCCUCAGGGCCAGGUUAGAGAUUCUCCCAUGCAUUAACAGCUAUAAGAGAUGUUUGUUUAAAGGGAUAUUUUUUUCUCCUUUGGGGUGCUUUGUCAUUUUUUAAACAAUACAGGUCAUCAAGAACGGAGAGGGAUGGUCAAGAAGAAUAGUUGCACUCCUUGGUGCACUUGCUCUUGUUUCUUCUGCUAUGUAUCUAAUCAAGCUUCAUGUUUAAUAGUUUCAAACAUUACAUUGAUGGAGAAAUUCUACAUGUGUUAUUUUUUAAAGUAAUUGUUAACUCAGUUAACAAAGUAAGGGAAAGGUAAAGGGACCCCUGACCAUUAGGUCCAGUCGUGACCAACUCUAGGGUUGUGGUGCUCAUCUCGCUUUAUUGGCCGAGGGAGAUGGUGUACAGCUUCCGGGUCAUGUGGCCAGCAUGACUAAGCCGCUUCUGGCGAACCAGAGCAGUGCACGGAAACGCCAUUUACCUUCCUGCCGGAGCGGUACCUAUUUAUCUACUUGCACUUUGACGUGCUUUCGAACUGCUAGGUUGGCAGGAGCAGGGACUGAGCAACGGGAGCUCACCCCAUCGCGGGGAUUCGAACCACCGACCUUCUGAUCGGCAAGUCCUAAGCUCUGCGGUUUAACCCACAGUGCCACCCGUGUCCAAUUUAGUUAACAAAGUAUCAAUAAGUAAAUAAAUAAAGCCAGAAUCCUAAACAUACAUCCUUGGGUGCAGGGAUGCCCACAUUGAAUAAAAUUUUUUUGGGGGGCAGGUAAACCCCACCCAACAUAAUCACAUGACACAGCACACACACACCAUUUGAAUAGCAGUGUCCAUAAACUUUGCGGGGUGUGGCCCCCUCAAAUAUUUUACAGGGGGGGGGGCAAAGGGACCUCAGCCCCUAGGAGUUGGCUCCUAUGCUUGGGAGUAAACCUCAUUGAACAAAGUGGGACUUACUACUUAGUAGACUUGUAUAGGAUUCCCCAGCGAAGCUUCUCUUUGUGAUAAAAGAAAUUAAAGUCAGUGUGAAGGUGAUAAUUGCUUAAAAUACAUAGGAAUACGUGGCAGGUUUGAACUUCCCAUGCUCCUAAAAAUUGAUGGAAAAACUUCACGGACCAACAAACUUAAUUGACUUUAUUAAAACAAUAUGGUUAAGUCAGUAUUAAAAAUACUUUUAUUGCCGGGGCAACUAUUCUGGUUUGAGUUGCAGGGAACUUCAAGUCCUUCAGUAGCCAGUGAUUAAUAUCCCUCUAGUAUCACUUGUUCUAGCACAGCUUAUUAGGAUAGGAAAAGAAACUGUUUAAAAGCAGCACCUUACUUCACCCAUUGUUUUAAAUCUCUUCUGUGCCUCAUGUUUUUUUAGUUCUAUCCACUGAUGCAUGAAAAGAGCUUUCUUCUUUGUUAGCCCCCACCGCUAAUGGGGAACUAGACAUCUUCUAUUCAGUCUCAUGUUUGAUGGAUGGAAUUGCUAGCAAAUCUCCAAUUGCAGACUUCUUUUUUUGUUGUUUGGGGGCAGAACAUGGUUCAUGUUUCUACUGCUGUCCUUAAGGGUUAGCUUACUGCUGUGAUUUUCUUAGAGACAGUGCUUGCUAUAGUCUUGCAUUUCCAGUGUAAGGGGAAAUGCCAUGGGGAGGCAGUUGGUAUCUAUUUGUCCUUUUGGAGGUUACCGUCCAGCACAGAGUUAGCUGCAAUUAAGCCCCACAGAUUUGGUGGGACUUACAGUGCAAUUAUAUGCAUGUCUGCUCAGAAGGAAACCCCAUUCAGUGGGUUUACUCUCAGGUAAUUGGGCAUAGGAAUGCACCUUUAUGUACCUGUAGCUGUGUGCUGGGUAGUGGUCCAUGUAAGCAAGCAAGAGUGGUUUCCUGUUGAGAGCAGAAGAGUAGAGUGCUCUCAGCCACUGCUGUUUGCUACUGGGUCUGUCUAUAAGUUAACCCACAUUUAUAUCAGAAUUGGCCUCAUUUAGUACCUAAUUUUACUAGUCCAGAAGACUUUAUGGAAUUUAAGGUAACCUCUAGUAUUGUGGUCUUUCCCCUUUAAAGGUCAACUUCAUGAUGGUGAAACAGAAGGGGUUUGGCUGAGUUACAUGGGAUGGGGAAAUUUACAACAGUAAUAAAGGAUCUUGUAAUAAAUCCUUAAGCUCCAGCUGCCUACAUAUGGACAGUGCUGCUGCAGGCAACAAUGGAGUUUUAUACUUACUUAUACUGUACCUUCAAAAUGUGCAUUAGUGCUUUUAUGGUAUAGCAGGAGUGGGGAAACCUCCAGUCCACAGGCCUUAUUUGGCCUGCCAGUCCCUGGAGACUGACCUAUCAGGACUUUUAGGGAAAACCAUGCCCACCUUUCUUGCACCUGACAUUUGAAACUUCAAGCUGCAGCUAAAAUGAAGAAAAAUCAAAAGCCCAUUAUAAAUGUGCCCCUGAUUCUUUCCUUGAAUCAAAAGGAAGAUUUAGUACUGGGUAAAGAGUAACAUAAGGGAAAAAGAAGUAUCUGCCACAGAGAUCUUACAAUACAAAUCUCAACACUGGUCGACAACAGAGGGAGGUAAGAAAGGGCAAGGAAAGGGUAAUGGAUGGAACGUGAACAAAUGCCGUUACACCUGCUUAGGCUACCCCACUGAAGUGGUCACUAGCUAACUAGCCUGAACUCACCUUUCUAGUUCCAUGAGAACAGAAAUCCUUUCCAAGUUUGUGUUAAUAAUAAACAGCCACAAUAGCUCUUGUCCUGUUACCUGCCGUGCAUUUGAACGGUUGGUGCCCGUGAGCCUGGUGCUGGAAUGCACAAAGCCAGGACAAAAGCAUUCCUGCAGUUUUGUUCCUCCCACUGUUGCACAUGCCUGCUUAAAGUAGCUUUCUUUCAUGCAGAGCUCUUAGAGGAUUCUCUUUAUUUGCUUUAUCAGUUCACCGGCUGCUAAAUUUAGACUCUAGCUCUUGGUAGUGUUAAAAUAAAACCUCCUUGGCCUCCCUGAGUGAUCAUGUUUGUGCCUAAUUUCAGAGAUGAAAUGGUUUGGUAGUACUACCUUGCUGGCUUAGCACCUGGACUAGUUGGUAACUUCCACCUUGCACAUUUCUUUUGGGCUCAUGCCCUUGUGUGCGAAGUUUCAUUGCAAGUCACAUACUUUGAAAUGGAAAAAAACUAUUUGCUAUGGCUCUGGAAUGUGGGGAGAAAACUCCUGGCUUGGUUUUCUUUUUGGAAUGAGCUUUUCAAAAUUUGGAAGUGUAGGGUAUGUGCCAGCGCUGCAAGUGGAAGUGUAACUGAACUACUGGCACACUAAAUAUAGUGCUGUAAUAAAGGAUUUUUUAAAAAUGGGAAUCAGUAUCUUGAUUUGUUUCGUGUUUCAGCAGAGCGUUUGGUACAUUACCUCAUGUGAAAUAAUUAAAAUGGAAAAUACAUUUUACAUUGCAGUCCUGUGUAAGUUGGUGCCAUAGCAAGUUCCAUUACAUUAAUGAAGUUUGCUGUCAAGUAAAAGUGCAUAGAGUUACAGCCUUAAUUGCUAAAAGGAAGUUGACAGUGACUUUAUUUGAAAGGUAAAUCUCUUGAGGAAUUGGAUGUAUGGAUAAUGCCAUUAUAUAGAUUAGUCACUAGGUGGCACUUAACAUGAUUGUAUCUCAGCGAUAUUCAGUAUUUCCUUUUGUUGUUCUGCUCUUGCUUAAGAGAGAAAAUAAAGCUUUUGUCAACCUUCCUGAGUAGCAUGUCCUCUAAGCCUUCUCUGACAGAGCAUAAUUUUUUGGAAGGUUGGUCUGGGUUGCUGUUUUGAGUCAUAUGUUCAUUUAGCAAUUUUAGUAAAAUUUUGCCCUCCUGUAAUUUCAAAUCUGUAAUUGUCUGCAUGAGGAAAGACGUAUAUUUUUUCAUUCCUGGAUGUUUUUCUUUUGCUGGGACAAUUAUUAUGCAGUUGUCUUCUUGAGAGCUGUAGCAAAACUAGUCUGUGGCUGUAUAGUUAUGACUUGGAUCUAUCAUGAUCUGGUUUAUAAUUCCUAACAUACUCAAAAUAUAAACUAGCAGGUCAUAAUUUUAAUGAUUUAAGGAGGCACAAAAACAUGAUGGAAAAAAGAGUGUUGAGAACUGAAAAUUGCUCAUGUUGAUGUAGUUCUACUUCUGGUAGCUUUCAGCAAUACUACAGUGGCAUUGGUUGGCAAAUGUUAUCUCCCUUCUUCCUUCAAGCACUGGGAUAGUGAUGGAGUCAUCUAGUUCCUUUCUGUUAUGUCAGUUAUCUGAUGGAGUCCUACCCAGCCCUGACUUUUCUCUUAAUUACUCUUUCUCUGCAGAGUGGCUGGUGUUCCAGUGAAGGAAAGGGUCAAGGUUUCUCAGAACUGGAGGCGUGGACGCUGCCGGAAAAUCCCACUCCUCAGAUGGAAGCGCAAGCAAGUGGUUCCUUCUCUUUUCUCCUGCCCCAUGAUUUUCAGCUAGAAUUCUCUCUGUCUUUUGGAGUUCAUCCUAUUUUUUGUCUCUGUUCAGCUCUUGCAUCUCUUUGGUUACACAGUGUUUGAGCCUCUUUAACUUUUGGCAUUCUGAGAUUGGGUAGCUGUUGAUGCUGCUUUCUCUGCAACCUGCUUUCAUUUGCCAGUACUAUAAUACCAAAACUCCCUGAAUGCUCUGUGUGUCAAGUCUUAUUCUCAAAUUAUCACUGAAAUCUCAGUGUCCAAGCUGCUUGAUACUAUGCGGGAAGAAUAUCUACAAGCAGAAAAUGGUGAAUCAGCUAACUUUAAACAGGAGUGUUUAAAGUUGCUGCUGAUAAAUUGCUUCUCUUUCCUCUCAGUUCCUCUUUUGAGACUGAGUGUUCUCCCCUUCCUCACUAUAUGCUACUUAAAUUAGAGUGUGUGGGGGGGAAUUAAGUAGCAUACGGGGUGGGCAAGGAAGACAAUAUCCAGUCUCUGAUUUUUUAAAAUGCUAAACAUCACCAAAGUUUCCAGCUCUCCAAAGAACUGCCUGCUUUUACAUGGAUCACUUAUUAACAUAAUAUUUUUUGAUAAUAAUUAUUUGAGGCUUGUUUGAUUCCAAGUCUUUGGAUUACAAUGUUAAUAAUGUUAUUAAUGUUGUGAGCCACCCUGUGAUCUUUGGGCAAAGGGCAGUAUAAAACACAAACAAACAAACAAUAUAUUUUUUGUCCUGCUUUUAGGGAAAACCCCUUUCCAAAGACAGUUAACAAAUAUAAUCAUAAAAAGGUAACACCAUAAAUCACAUAAAAGCAAAAGUAAAAGCUUUCGCUUCACACCAGCAGUAAAAUAGCACCAUCAGUUUAAAAUCACAGUUUAAGAUGGAGGGGUAGUACUUGGGUGGGUGUCACAUUUUCUUCUGUAUAUUUUCUUACAGCUUUACCAAACAGGAGCAUAGAUACCUCUCCACAGCAAGGCUAUAUAUUCUAUGGGCUUUGGUGGUUGGGUUAGAGUUAGUACAAAUAUAUCAUGGGAUUCUUUAAAAGCAUUUGGAAAGGCCUGAAGUUCCAUAAUAAUUAAGAGUUUAGGAUGUUUGUCAACUGUCAGCAUAAUUUCUAAUAUUUUAGUAUAUUUCCCCCUCCAGUUUAAUGCCCUGGAUGCAGCUAGAUGAUGACUACCUCUACCUAUCCCAGGCAGAAGACAUUCAAGUUUAUUGGCUCCAUCCCAAUGGUACCAGCUUGCAACACUGUUCCCAAGCAGUCUUCUCUGGCCACCAGGAGGACGUGUGCCGCUUUGUGCUUGCUAAUGGCCAUAUUGUCAGUGGAGGAGGGUAAGCUCUUUGUUAUAGGGAAAUAAGAAGGAGGGUGAUGGUAGUUGAGUGUCCAACAUUGGUUUAUAGGUGCACUUGAACAAGAACUGGAAGAACUGACUUUCAGAGCUCCUGCAUUAUGUGGCUGACUUUUAUUUAAAGGAUCCCUGUUUGGGGAUCACUGGGCAAAUCAGUCCCCAUGGCCAGGGUGGUGUACAUGCUGUGAUUCUGCAGAAGUGUGAAAUGUUAUAUGGGGCAACAAAAUUCAGUUUACUGAGAAUUUAAGCUUUCUUUUAUUUUACUCUUAAAGGGCAGGCUUCUGGCCCUUACAGCUGCAAGGAUAUGAUCAAAAACUGAAGGUUGACUGAAACAGAUUUCCAGUGGUUGCAGUUGGAGCUUCUGUAGCCUGCAUAGCCUUGGCUAUCAAAAAAUGUGGAAUAAUUUAUGCAAAAUAAGAGGGGGGUCAUGGAUUUGCCAAACCUUUUAGGACAUGUGAGCAAGUCCUUUGUUGUCUUCAGUGGCAAAUUAAGUAUAGAAUGUAUAUGCUGUAUUGGAUAAAUACUUCCUGAAUAUCUCUGUAUAUUAGUUUUUGAAAUAAAUGAAAAGAAAGGGCAAUUUUGAUGUUUGCAUUAGUUUCUAUCAUUGUUGUAGCUAGGGAUUUUCAAGACUUACUGGUCUCAGAGGUGAGAUCUCUCCUGUCUGCAUGUGCUGGGUUGAAUGUAUGUGUAGAUAAUGUGUUGUAUUUAGGAAAUGAAACUACUACUGUGUUGGUAUAUCUCCAGCUAGAGCAUGAAGAGCACUUCUACGUCAUGCUCUCUCAAAUCUGUCUUUUACAUCUUCAUUAGCAGGGAUAAUCUGAAGCGGAAUUCAGUUAAUUGACCCUCAGUGAAGGAGAGUAGAUUUGGAUAUGAGACGCUCUCAUGCCAUUUGCCAGAGUUAUCAAUGCCUUGUGGCAUUUGUUCCAAGGAGAUGCACCUUCUUCACUGUGGUUUUGUUUUUCAGAGAUGGCAAUAUUGUCCUUCAUAAGCUGAAUGGCUCCUUCAGCUUCAAGUUCUUAGGGCAUGAACAGGAAGUGAACUGUGUGGAUUGUCAAGGAGCUAUCGUUGUGAGUGGUUCACGGGACAGAACAGCAAAGGUGAGUGUCUAUGUCUUGCUUUAUACUUAGGAGUGUGUGUAUGAAAAGAAAAUCGGAAGAUGGAAUGGGGGAAUACUGUUCUCUUCCCUCUCUUUUGGAUUAACAGUUAAACAAACUUUUCAGCUUCAUUGCUGCCCGUUUCCAGGAUUUUCUUACAUCUAUACAAGUUUAUCUCAAAUGUUUCAGACAUGUAUCUCAUAGCCACCUGCCCAAAGUGGAGUAACUAACUACAUUUCUCUUGUGACACAGACAUUAUAUAGGCCUGCUGAGAUUUAUGACAGUCAAAAAUCAGAUUACAGAGUCCUGGUUCCGUUGCCCUUUAAGGCUUCUGUCUGUUAGUUCUUUUGCUGAAUUGAGUGGGAGUCAGGAUCCCUUGGAGAACAGAAUAUUUAUACAGCCAUUUCUUCCUUCCUUUAUAAGAUUCUAGGGCUGAAAGAGCAUACAUGCUUAGUUUAGAGCAUGCGUUGGGAACCUGUGGCCCUCCAAAUGAUGAAAAACUACAAUUCCCAUAAUCCUUGAAGGUGGAUUCCAACAACAUUUAGAGGGCCAUAUGGUUUCUGGCCCUUGUUGAGAGCCAAAGUUUUCACUGUCUGAGUCAUAUUUUUAUUUUCCUAGAGAGAAAUGGGGAGAUGCAAGAUUCUGUGUGUGUGUGUGUGUUUUAGCUAGAAAUUUAGUUGUGCUAACAGUGAUGUGGAGCAACAGCUUAUUUUUUCAUGAGCUUUUAUUUAUUGAGGUUUGCGGUGGCAAGCUGUCAGAGAGAACACAUGUAGAGGGAUUUAGUGUUUUUCUUCCCCUGACAUUACCCUUACGAUGGAAGAACAUUCUUUGGGGUAGUGACCAGGAUUAGUCCAGCUUCAGUGAACAGUCCUAGCUUUUCUGAUGCUACGCUUCCUACUCUUAGUUUAAGAUCUGGAUCUGGGUUAUCUCUAGAGCUGCUUUCAAUGAGCAUGCAACAAUUCCCACCCAAGCAGCCAGCAGACUGUGUCUUAACUGAUAGUUUCCUUAUGGGGCACUGACCAAAUGGUUCUGGCACUGGCCAAAUGGUUCUGACAAUUUGGAGAGUCAGAAGAAAUCCACUAAGAGGAUAGGCUGAACAGCAGCAGAAGAAUGUGAAGUGUUUCAAAAGUGUCAACCAGUGGCAAAAAUGCUCUAUUUGCUGUUUACGUUAUUUGUAUUAUGACUCAUUGCUUAUUGUCAGCUGUUUGCUUCCUUGGAGGUUUUUAAGCAGAGGUUGAAUGGCCAUCUGUGAUAUAUACUUAGUUGAGAUUCCUGCAUUGCAGGGGGUUGGAUUAGAUGACCCUCGGGAUCCCUUCCAACUCUAUGAUUCUUCUAUGAUUCUGUGAAUCUAUACUUCCUACCUAUGAGAACAAUAAAGUGCUGGAACUUCUACAGCUGGUAUCUUCAACCUUUUCAGACCCAGGACCUACUUUUAACCCAAACAUGCAUUUGGGAACACAUUUCUUAAUAUUUUACUGUAUGUUCAACAGUGCUCCUGUUGUGGCCUAUCAGGCUGAGAUCUGAAUGGAAAAGUAGCUCAGUUUCUGAAUUUCAAUCACACUGAAUUAAACUAUCCAUUAUGUGGGAUUCUUUGAUGCCCUGCCACUGGAAUCUUGUGACCUUGAGGGCAAGAUCCUCAAAGUCAAAGGGAAUUCUGCUUUAAUUGUGCUCAUUGUCUUUUUUUAAAAACCCCAGAAAUGGAAUCUGGCUCACCUAACACUCUUCCAGCCUGAUCCUUAUGAGCAGGGAAUUUGCUUUUAUUUUUACCAAGUGACAUUUUCCUUGUGUUGACUCCUAGCUAGAAGGGAAUCCCUAGUAGGUCUCUAAUGGGAACUGUAAGUGCAUUGGAGGGAUAGUGAGUGUUGAUUAGGGCUGAGCUUUGAGUAGCUGCUAAUGCACAUUCCUCAUUGAUAGGCACCAGAUAGCGUGCUCCCAGCAAUAUUUUUAACCUGUAUGAGAUAGGGGUGCAUUAAAAGAGCUCAACUUUUCUGCUGCUUUUGCUGACACUAGGUGCCAAAUUCCCCUCUGACACCGAAUAGCCUGCAAUCCUGAGCAUUAUCAACAAACAAACAAAUACAACACUCCCAGCUUUGAAUUCCCUUAAGACAUUGGGGGAUAGUUGGAGAGGGAAUCAGAAACCAAAAUCUCAGGAUCCAGAAAAUGGGAGAUGAAUUUGUUGGGGGUAGAGGAAAGAAAUGAUGGUAUUCAAAAGGAUGUCAGGAACACAAGCUUAAGCUUUAUUCAGUAUGUCAGUAACAGAUUUCUGAAAGCUCAUAAACAAGUCACUUUACCCUGGUAAUAAACAACAUGUAUUGUGGGAGAACAAGUAUUAUCAAAGUGUGAAUGUGCAUUAAGGGAUUUGAGCAUGUUUUAACAAUUAGUACAGAAGGGGGCACUGCACGGGAAAUUAGACUGCCCCAUUCUCCAUGUGCUUCUAUUGUUUUGCAAUAAACUUGGAGAGAAGGCUUUAAAGAUUUGCCCAGACAAGGAACCAUAAGAAUAAAGAUGAGAUAAAAUCUAAAUUUGUUCUGACAUGCAGACCUUCAACAUAAUUUGAGCAGAUGCAUUUCAGAUGAUUGUUCUCUGCUUUUAGCACCGGAACUGGGACUGAUUUGGACAGAAGCUGCUACUAAUCUCUUCUAUCAUUUCUUUGCUUAGAAAGCAUGCAGUCAAAAUAUUGCAGGGGUAAAGAAGUUGAUUUAAGUUUACUCUGCUAAUUUCAAAUUGUGCUCCCAAGAUUUCUUUGCGAGGGAUCAUUUCCAAACACAGCUGCUGUUAACACUUUUCUCUUGCACUUUUUUGUUGUGUGGUGUUCAUUUGCGCUUUCUCUCUCUCUAGGUUUGGUCCUUAUCACCAGGCAGAGCUGGGCAGUGUUUGCACACCAUACAGACUGAAGACCGGGUCUGGUCCAUUGCCAUUAGUCCAUUAUCAAGGUAACACGAUAUAAAAAUUGCAUUUGAAUGUAUGCACACUUCAUGUUAAAUCUGGUUUUUCUUUAGGUCUAAAGUUCCCUAUUAUACCAAGUAUUCAGGAGGUCUAGAACUCAGCAUUUAAGUAUCAUCAGUUCUGUGACUCAAAACUCUUUUUUGUGUAGAAACAGUAAAUUAGGUAGAUAAGCCUACUCUAUAUUUUUUGUGGAAUUCAGAGCAUUUCCUUCUAUUUCUCUUGCCUUUUGGGUUCUAGAAAAAAGAAGUUUGAACUUGCAGAAUACUCUGGUCUGUAUGGGUGAAGUCAAGGGGUGCACUGGCUUAGAUAUUGUACCAAAUACUUUCUGCAUAAGGAUCUUUAGUUUUCUCUUUUUUUCUCUUCACCCAAAGCUUACACUUGCACAAUACCCUUGCAAGUGUCACUUUGGCAAGAGCAAUAUUAUAUCCUCUAUGCCUAUGAAAGCAUAAAAAGUAAGUUGUACUUUUUUGUGGGAAGGGACGAGGGUUAGCUUUUCGGCUGUUGGCUGAUUUUUAAUCUUUUCCUUGCCUUUCUGCAUUAUGCAGUGGGGAUCUGUACACACUCAAAGCAACUUAAUUGCAACUGAUGGAAUGUGAUUGAGCAUGGGAGAAGUUCUGUCACUCACCACUGUGUCACAAGCUGUAUCCAAUUGUUGCCACUUGUACAACCACAUUCCAUAUCGCAAUUACAAUCUGCAAAGUACUGUACAGUAUUGCUUUUUCUUAAGUACAACAUACAGUGUUUUGCUCAGAAGAUUCAAGAGAGAGAAGGCUUAGAGUGGUUACAGGCUAGCUGUAGCAAGUUGGUCAUUAUCUAGUAACAUGGCCUUUGCCAUGAAACAUACUAUAGAUAUGAUCAUACUAUCCCACCCUCCACCCCCUGUGUGAUAUGUUAAUACAUAGAAUUGCUCAUGGCAAAUCACCAGUCCAAGGAACUGAAGAAACAGAAAACUGCAGCAAGUUCAAUCAGUUCAUUCUGCAUACUAAUUCCAAAACUAAUUAAUAGAAAAUCCCUGUACAGUUGGAAGAUAGGUGCGAUUUACAAUUAGCUACAACCAAUCCAUGGAAGGAUUGGAAUGAGAAAAAUCUGCUCUUCCUUUAAGUGCAGCAUACUCAAGUGCUGUUGGAAGAUAGAGAACCAUAUUUUAAAUUGAGACUGUGUUUAUGGCACUUGACCUCAGAGUUCCUGAGAAUACUGUAAAAAUAAGCAAAUUUCAUUUUGAUACAUUCUACAUAUGUAUUUCCUAUAUGAAACUUAUUCACUGCUCGUCCCCUGGCAACGAAAAAAGCAAAAUGCAAAGCAGAUUCUGUUGUGCAUGCUCUAUUGCCAAAGCCCAUAGUUUGGUUCUAUUUCUGACAGCCUCUUCUGUUGAUGCUGCAGAAUGAAAAAGGUAUCUGUACAUAAGAACUUGCAGAUUCCCCGAAGCUGCUCUGUACCAUUGGGGCACGAGAGAACCACUCAUUUUCUGUGGGAAUGUUGAUAAGAGUCAUUAAAACACAUGGGAGUAUCUUCUGGCUACUGUUCUUGUCACAGCUGGGCAUCUGUGAACAAAAUCUGAUGUGUUGGGGAAAGAUACACAGAGGAAAUUAAACUGUUCCAAUGAGUUAUUUUGUAAUCAUAUUGCUACUCUGCUAAUGUUAAGAACUGAAUGUUGGCCAUAAGUUACAAUUGUAUACAAAAGUCACAAAACUGAGCUACACAAGGCUUGAGCAGUGCCUUGUAUCUUGAAGAUUUGGAAGGGUUUUGUACCCUGACUCAACUUUUAUUUUGAGGUAUUUAACCUCAAAAGCAGCUUGCAGCAAGGUAGUUAUUCUUUGAGGAAGCUCAUUUUCUGUUCUGAAUUACAAUGAGCUUUUCUGUGGCAAACUUGUCUUACAUUUGAAGCAGAGCCUAGUUUUUUCAUAAGGUUUUGGAAACUUGCAUUAGGCUGUUGAGAAUCAAAGCAUCCAAUUAUGCUAAGUUGAACAUUGCCCUGUUGUGAUGACUGGUUCUCCCUCUCUUGUGUAUAUCAUCGUAGUCAUCAAUAUUCAGUUUCAGUAUAUUAAAAGCAGUGAAAUCAAAUUACAGUCACAGGAAUAGAUGGGUAUUGAGAACUAUGGAUGAAUGGUGGAAUAACAACAACAACAACAACAACAACAACAACAACAACAACAACAAAUCUCUAGUGUCAAAGGCUAGGGUAAAGAAAGGAAUCCUUUAUGGGGAAGGCCUUCUCCUGGGGCACCACCCCUCAAACCUCUGAGGGUGGUGGAAUUACCAAGAGGGCCCCUUCUGUUAAUACCUAUGAGGGUUUGUGGGGAAGGAGGUGGUAUUUAAGAUAUUUGAAACCUAAGUCAUUUAGGGCUUUGAACUAAUGUGAGCACCUUGAAUUAGGGCUCUUGUAUGCAUUCUAAGGGAACCUCAGCAGUCUGGCUGCUGCAUUUUGAACCAGCUGAAGUUUCCAAGUCGUCUUCAAAAGUCGCCCCACGUAGAGCACAUCACAAUAAUCCUGUUUGGAAGUUACCAAGGCAUGGAGUACCUUGACCUUGUUGUCCUUUACUGGUUCACAUCAAUUGCUUGAAUUUCGUGUUCAUUCCCUCAGUUCAGGAAGGCUGGAGCUGUUGCUUUAGUGAUGAAGCUGUUCAGAUUAGGAGCUGGGUGCUCAUUCCUUUCCUGGCUCUCAGCCAGGCCCUGAUUCAGGCAGGUGCUUCCACCUUUUCCCUCUUUUCCUAAGUAACCUCACAUGCAGCUAUCUGGUAACGCUGGUGUGCUCCCAAAUCUCUUGUGUUGCUCACCAUCUCCUCUUCUCAUAUGGCCCUGGGUGAAAUUUGGGUGUUGCUUGACGGCUGGCUUGGAGCCCAGAUGUGUGGGGACCUCCAGACUUGGAGCAGGCAUGUCUAUAUGCAACAGCUCUUCUGGGUUACUGGGUUACUGAGAUCUGCUUAGGAGACACACUCUCCUCCCACCCCAAUUUCAUUUUCAUUUUCAUUUCACACUGUAUUUUACAACAUUACAAAUAAAGAAAUAUACAAUUUUUAUUGACUCCCUUUCCAGUACAUAUUCUAAUUUCUCCCUCUAUCUUAUUUUCAUUUUCAUAGCUCAAUAAUUUUUUUCACUGCUGAAUUUCUUCUGUUAUUGUUAACCUCUUAAUAUGUUUAUAAUAUGUCUCUAAAUAUGCCAUACAACAUUUCCAAUCUUCCUCAAAUAGUUUUUUUUAUCUUAAUCUUAUUCUGUUUGUCAGUCUUGCCAUUUCUAUAUAUUCUAUUAACUUUUUUCUGCCAUUCUUCCUUCAUUGGAAUUGUAUCUUCCCUCCUUCUCUGAGCAUAAGGAGACAUGCUCUUCCUCCAAGGAGGCCUCAGAGGGCCAAACCCUGGCAAUUAGUGAGCACAUGCUUGCCUUUUUAAGCACCAAACUGUUGAGUGGAGACCAUUUGGAAUGCCCUUUAAAUUAGUGAACAUAAGAACUAUCAUAGUGGUGUACUGUUGCCAGCACGAACCAGUGGACAUGUCUGUUUUUUUAAAAUGCAUGUGCAUCAGAUAGACCAGCACUAAGAGCCUUCAGCCUGCCUCUUCAGAGCUCAUCCCCUUAAGCUUUACGCAGUAUGCACUGGAUGUGCUCCUGUGACUGGGAGAGCCCUUGCAGAACACUGUUUUAUCCUCCUAAGUGAUGACCCGCAGGGCUGGCCUCUUGUCAGAACACUGACUUCUCUCCCUGGAGUGAACACACACUCUCUGUCACAAUAUUUACCUAGCUUCAUUUCCCCCCCACUGAGUGAUAAAUGGAAGCUUGCAGAGUGGCUUCUCCAUCAGCAAUCAGGUUUGGAUCACUCGGCUUGUUUUAUGAGACUGCUGAUCCCACUGCACCUCUCUUCCCUCCCCACCCCUCAAGUAUUAGAACCGAUUAGCCACGUCAUUAAUUCUUCAAUUUGACGGCUGAUAUAGCAAGGCCUGAAACACGGGCUGACCCUAUAUAAUAGAACCUCUGCUCCUUAACAUAUUAAUGAUGGGAGAAGUUAAUUAAAAUUCCACAGAGCGAAGGUGUCGGCUAACCUAUAAACCUGUCGCUUCCAAGAAAAUGUUGCCGCUAUCCUAGAAGAAAGUGAGUUUGGAGGCAAGAGUGAGUACUCUUAGUGUAGUGUGAGAGUCCCCCCACAAGCUAAACUGAAUGUUUCAUCUCUUUGGGAAGAGUUAACUUUCGGGUGAUUCAGUAUCCUUGCCUGACUUUAGGAUCUUUUUCUCCUUUGAUCUACAUGUAUAUAUAUUUAGGAUGCUGAAACAUUGCCUUUCUGAUAGAUCAGAACACUAUUAUUAAUAAUUGUUAGCAAACAAAAUAUUUUUGCUUUAGUCCAAAAUACAUUGUAGGUUUGAUUCAUUUGGCUUUUAUCUUACAAUCAACAAAACUUAUAGAUCAUGUGCUAAUAUUGAGCAUUCUAUCUCUGCUCAAUUAGGAUACUUAGUACUGAUAUGCAGCCACUUCUGUAUAGGGGUUGAAAGCAGAAACAUAUUCUUGGAGGUGCUUUGGGUCAUCCUGGCUGCACUUGUCUCAGGGUUUCCUCCCCAACAUUUGUGAUACAGAUGACUAGGAUACCAGCAUGUGCUCAAUAUCCAGACACUGUGUAUGGCAAAGUUGAAUGCACAUUUGACUUUCCUCAAGUCCUGUGGACACACUUUCUUGUUUCCACCUGCUGUCUGCAGUCUGAUCCAGUUGAUGAUGGGGUGCGUUCCUCAGUACUUUGAGCUAAUCUGUUUGGCAGUUUUUCAUUGCAACAGAGUUUGCCAUAUUCAUUGAGUAGUGCUGGAUCUUCUUCUCUUGUUAUGCCAAUCUCUUGUAGCACUAUGAUCCUAGGCUACUGCUAACUCCAUAAUGGCAAUAUGUUCAUCUGCUUCCUCUGCUACUGCAGUGAGGAAACUGAAGUGAUGUGUGUUAUCUGAAUGGAGGUUUAACUUGUUAUUGAUGUUGGCAAAUGCACUGUUAAGAGCCCAGCUAGAUUUGCAAAGCUGUGGUUCAGUUUGCAGAACUGAGUGCUUCCCCAAAUGGACCAUAAUCUAAAGCUUACUAUUAAGGUGGAACUGCAGGGCUGUUCCCUACAGAUGAUUGUUUAGCUAUUCCCCCCUCCCCCCCUAAAUACUGCAGUAAUUUUUCCAGCUAAACUUUAUUCUCCUUUCCAUAUGAUGGGAGCAAUAUUGUUAUAUAUUUCUGUUUUUAUCCUGUUAACCUAUUUGCUUAAAUCAAUAGCUUUAGAUUUGUUGAAUGGUGGAAUCUUGUAGAAUAUUAAAGAUUGUGAUAGUGAUGCCACAUUUUCUCAUACCCUUCAGAAAAUAUACUCUUUCAUCAUAGCAAAUGACGGUGCUCACAGGUUAGAGGGAAAAUAUUUAAAAUGAAUUUCUUCUCUCUGCUGAGCUUGUCAGAGCAUUGUAAUGAGGAGGCAACUAUUCUGAGAGACUUCAUUCUAUUAGGAAGUUGGCAGUUCUCCUUUAAUGUAGUUCCAUAGGUUUAUGUGGUACAGCUGCUGCUGUGAUUUUAAUUUCCGAUUUCCAGGUGCAGAGGGUUUUCCUGUGAGGCUAGGGGAGAAACCCAUCUCUUCUACCAUUUUGCAAAGUGAAGGAGAAAAUGCCCGUGUUAGUUUCUCCUGUCACAUUGAUUACAGUUCAGGGGUCCCACAUAAGACUGCAGGUUUCCAUUUCCAGUCAGUGAUCUUUCUCCUCCAUUUUUCAAACUUCCAAGGGGAGGGAUGGAGAAGGUAAUUUUCCUGGGCCAUGGCCACUGUUUACUUUUGCUUGGCUGUGCAGUGUGCCUUUGUUUUUCCACCUUUGAUCAGUGUCCUGCCAGCAGAUAAUUUAGCAAUUGCAUCCCAGGGUGGAAGUGUGGAGUUAAUGUUAAAAUUAGUUUUUUUUUUAACUUCACUGCCUGAUGAAGCAGGGAUAGCAAGAGGGGAGGCAACGGGGGCCAUAAAUUCUACUGGUGGUGUAUCUGCUUCUUGCAAAAAAGAGAGGAAAAAACCCUCAAAAACAUAACUCUCUGAUGUCUCCACAGCACUUUCAUUAACAUUUAAAUUAAGGGUUUGUUUUUCAGCAACUAGGCCUUUCAUGGCCUGACUCGUGCAAGGCUGCCUCACUAGUCAGCUACAGUAGUAAUCAUUGCUUUAUUUUUUUUCAUCUUUCUCUGGGGAGGGCAGCGACCUGCCAAAUGUUCAAAGAGAAUCUGCAACAGACCUGCACAGGUACCCAGGCAGCAGGAUGCUAGCCUUUCUCCUUCAAUUAGAGAGUUAGUUGUUGUCCAUGUUUCUUGUCUUUUUUCCUCUUCCCUUCAAAGGCUUGUUUGGGGCCCAUUUGGUAUGUGAUUGCCUCAGGUGUAACCAGCACUGGACACCCUUUAAACAAGAACUCAUGAGGAUGAAGGGUGUAUAUGGAAAGUGGGAAAGAAGUUUUGAGUGCUCUUUCUCAGCACUGCUGGCAGCUUCAAAAUAUGUUAAAACUGGUGUGGGUGAGCUCUUGAGAGGAUAAGUUUGUUGGGAGUGUAUAUCAGAGUGAGCUAAAGAAAACAGGGGCAGGAAAUUGAGCUUUGAUGUAUAUAAGCUGCACAGGCAUUUUGGUGCUGCAAUUUAUUUCCAAUACAGGACAGCAAAUUAGGGCAUGCUUAGCAAACUAUGUGGAAAGUGUUUUAAAGGCUCAAGUAUAUACAUCAGCAUUGUUCUAGAAGGAAUGUUGCAUGUUGCAGUAAAUAGUGUCUGAAACAUGCAAUGCUAAUCUCAUAUCAUGUGUGGAAUCAUGUGUUGGCCUAGGGCAAAUAACUAUCUGGAUUUUACACUUGUAGACUGAGAAUUUAUUCCUUAUAGACUGAGAGCCCAAAAUAUUUUACUACAUUAGAGAUAUUACAUAACUGUUUUUUCCUAAAGACUGAGAACAAAGCACUCUUCUAUCAAAAUACCCUAAUUUUAUGUGUCCUUUGAGCCCCUAAGAACCACGUCACAUUAUGGUAGAAGCCACAACAUGCCAGAAGAUGAUACUGGGGAGGCAGUUAUUUAUUUUGUUUGUUCUUCUGCUGCCUAUUCAAGCAGAAAUAAUCUGGAAAUAUACAGGAAAGGGUGCAUGCUAAACUUGAAGAGAUCUGACAUUAGUCAUGAUAUUAAGCACCUGCCAUGCAGCCAUAUUUCUCUUGGGCCUUUGUGGCCAUGCGGUGCCAAUUGCCUUCUAAAGCAGUUUCAUUUAGUGAGCAGUGACAUGUGGCCAAACUGUUUUGGUAGCCCACGUGUUGCAUCAGUUCCAGGAAACCUGAUCAGAACUUCAGGCAUUUACAGUAACAAGGAGGUGAAAGCUGCCAGCCAGUGUCUCUGCAGGUGCUAGCUGGAUCGAGUUGCAGGGCUGCCAUUAAAACUAUCCUGUCUGGUGAUUAAUGUAGGACACAGGACAUACACAUUCUUAUUCUGGCUCCGUGAAGACCUGUUCUGAAAGCUAAAUUGGUCUCUGAAUUGCAAGGUUUCCCUGCCCUUUUAUAUUGUCAACUGUUUGUCUGCCUUGAGUGAGUCUUGUUGAACAGCUUUAUCUUCCGUGCCCUGUUGCAGUUGUAUAAUCUUUCUGUAUCACCUUCAGCAAUGGCAAACUGACUUUGUGCCAUGGAAACAGCUUGUUUAUAUGGCAUAUUUUUCAUGUAGUAACUUUAUCUUUGUUCUCCAGCUUUCAACAAUUAUGAAGGAAUAUGGUUACAUAACACAUUUUCAUAAGCAAGAGCUGCUUGUGUGAAAUGGGACAAACAGUUUUGUAGGUAUUUGGAGACAAAGCUUUUAGAUUGAGAUUCUCUCUUUUAAGAGACACGUAGGAUCUGAGGUGUUGCUUUCUGAGAUUGGGACCUGAGUGUCUUGUAUGACCCUGGUGGUAAGGAAAUACCUGGCUACUUUAAAUGAAUUCAGAUCUCCAGGACCUGAUGAGCUUUGAUACCAAAGGAACUUGCAGAUUUAAUCUUAGAGCUUAUGUUUAUGAUCUUUGAGAAUUCUUAGAGAACAGAUGAGGUUUCUGCAGACUGGAGGUGGGCAAAUGUUCGUCUUCAAAAAUGGAGAAAAGGAAGACCCAGGAAACUACCAGACAGUCAGCUUGGAUGUUAAUACCAGGCAGUCAGAUAAAUCUCAUUUCUUUUUUUGAUAGAGUUACAAGCUUGGUGGAUCAGGGGAAUGCUGUGGACUUAGUGCAUCUUGAUUUCAGUAAGGCUUUUGACAAGUCCCUAAGAUAUUCUUGCAUAUAAGCUGGUAAAAUAUGGGCUAGACCAGGUACCUGUUAGGUGGAUUUGUAGCUGGUUGACUGACUGAACCCAAAGAGUGUUCACCAACAGUUCCCCAUGAUCCUGGGGAAAAAAUGACAAGUAGGGUGCCACAGAGUUUUGUCCUGGGCCUGUUGCUGUUUGACACCUUUAUAAAUGACUUGCAUGAAGGAAUUGAGGGGAUGCUCAUCAGAUUUGCAGAUGACACCAUAGGUGGAUUUAGGGUAGUGCAACCAGUUCUGCUGCACUGGGUGCUUAGCCUAGCGAGUGCCACAGGGUAUCACAGCUAUGCAGAACAGAAGGUGAGGGGGCGUGGGCACCAAAUUUUGGACUCAUAUAGGACACUGCUGAAAUUUGAAAGACCAAAGUCUGCCCCUGGUGACAUCAAACUGGGAAUAGUAGCUAAUACUGCAGCAGGCAGAAUUGGGUUUCCACAUGAUCUUAACAGAUUGGAGAACUGGGCCAAAACUAAUAAACUAAUAAAACACAUAUCAACAGGGGGAAAUGUAAGGUUCUACACUUAGGCAGGAAGAAAGAGCUGCACAAAUAUAAGAUGGGGACACUUGGCUUGCCUAUAGUACAUCUGAAAAUGAUAUAGGGGUCUUAGGCUGCAUCAACAGAAGUAUAAUGUCCUGAUCAAGGGAAGUAAUGGUUCUGCUCUAUUUUGCCUUCGUCAGAUCACGGGUGGAGUACUGUGUCCAGUUUUGGGAACCACAGUUUAAGAAAAUUAUUGACAAGCUGGAAUGUGUACAGAGGCCAGGCAGCUAUCAACCACUAUUUUGAAUUCCCACAGUGUCCUGGAGCUCCCAAAACUGCAGUUUCCCAGGGUAUUUAGAGAAAUUUUGGGUGGUGACUUCCCAGCUGACUGCUGCUGCCACCAGGUAAACCUGCAGUCAGGUGUGACCCACCUACAUAGGAAGGGGGCCACCAGGUGGCACCAGCUGGCCUUGACCCUGGGAAAAACAGUAUCAGGGUACAGUCUUUUCCCUCUGUAUUUGUGGCAUAGUUCCACCUUCCCCUGUGGCUUAUAAAGGUCUAAUGACUCUUUGAUUAAAUGUAGGUCAAAAUUUUCUACAUUGUGACCUUAAUAAGUGGGGAUGAUUGGCAGACAGCCUUGGCAGAAAGGGCGGCCCGUCCCUUUCAUCUCCUCUAGUGUCGCUUGGAGACAAUGGGCUCAGCAUAUUUUCCUUGUUGUUCCUCCUUUGAAAAGGGCCUGGUAUCUCUACUAGGUACCUGUGUCAUGGGGGUCUUGAUUGGGGUCUCAUAAAGGGCCUUGCCAGUGUGUCCAAAGGCCAAGAAGACAAAAGCGAUCAGUGGGUGGGGGUCUCAGCUGACCGCCAAGAAGGGAGGGGAGGUUCUUGGAGGCAGUGAAGGGAGAAGCAGCCCCUGUUGGGAGCUCUUCUAGAGGGGAGGGGGAGAGGAGUGGCCCAUUUUUGUCCCAAACUCAUCAAGCACAUCUGCAGAAUUGUCCCAGCUGCUGCCUUCCAGUUUCAAAAGAAAAUGAUCGUUUGAUAAACCGGCCUGAUUUACCGCUUUCUCACAAGGGAGGGAGGCCCACCUUUGACCUCUAUGAUUUCACAUCAGACCCGGCUUUUCUUUCCCCUUCCAGUUCUUGGAGAAACUUUGAAAUGCAUCCCUUGCUUUCUCUCUCUUUCUCUCCCUCUCCCUCUCCCCCUUUACUCUUCUCUGCCCUUCGCUUUGUUGGGGGGGGGGGCAGCGGCGGGAGGAGAACAGGCGUGCGGCUUUGGACUUUAGGAAAGUAAUUAGGAAAAUCUUCCUGCAGCACAAUAAACACUCAGCACCCAUCCUGUAUAUUCCCACCAUUUACAUGCUUGUGGGCAUCCGAGAGAACAGGUGGCAUUCUUACUGCAGUGUAUCUUUUGCCGGCACCCUCUGUGCCUCUGUGCCUGCUAACUAUAGGAAUGUGCAUGAAUAUAUUAAAAUAUUUUCACACAAUGCAUGUAUUUUCCAGUGGGAAAAGACAUCUCUUGGAUGAAAGGCAGUGGGCCCCACUGGAGCGCUUGUUCCCACUCGGGUGCUUGUUCACAUGGACUAGAUAGAAAAGUGUGUUUGGGAGACAGGGGAAUAGAUUUCCUCUGGGAAGAGCAAAGUUUUGUGUUCCCUACCCAUUCCUCAUGUUUUUGGGGGUGUAGUACAUGGGAUUUGAGCAACCGAUCAUUAUUUUGACUACCUUCUUUUUUGAGGGGGCAGGCAGAAACAGCUGCAGUUCAAAAUAGUCCUACAAUUCAUGCUUUUUUGGGUAGAACAGGCAAGUGCAGAGAUAAAUCAGGAUAUAUUGGGGUUGAGCUCUUAAUGCUUGUUUAUGCUCUUGGAGCAGUACACGUAAUAGCAGAGGAAGUAUUCUAAGAGCUUUCCAGUCUUUCUGUAACUGGUCACGGAGGAACUUGUGACUGUGCAUGACAUAUAAGAAACAUAUAACUACAUGCCCAUUGCAUGUAUAUCUCAGUCUACUCUUUACCAGGCUAAACAUGCCUCAACCAUUCUUUAUUUCAGACCCCUGAUCAUGUUGGUUGCUCUCCUCAGCAUACAUUCCAGCUUGUCGGUAUCCUUCUUAAACUGUGGUGCCCAGAACUGGAUACAGUACUCCAGGUGUGGUCUGGCCAAGGCAGAAUAGAGUGGGAUUAUUACUUCCCUUGAUCGGGACACUAUAUUUCUAUUGAUGCAGCCUAGAAUAGCAUUCACCCUUUUUUUGCUGCUGCAUCACAUGGUUGACUCAUGUUAAGCUUGUGGUCUACUAAGACCCCUAGAUCCUUUUCGUAGGUACUGAUGUCAAACCAAGUGUCCUCCAUCUUAUACUUGUGCAUCCGGUUUUUCCUGCCUAAGUGUACAACCUGACAUUUGUCCCUAAUUAAAUUCAUUUUGUUAGUUUGGGCCCAGUUCUCCAACCUGUUAAGGUCAUCUGGAAUCCUGAUUCUAUCUUCUGCAGCAUUGGCUACCCCUCUCAGUUUUGUGUCAUCUGCAAAUUUGAUGAGCAUCCUCUCAAUACCUUCAUCCAAGUCGUUUGUAAAGAUGUUGAACAACAAGACCCAGGACAGAACCUCGUGACACCCAACUCGUCAUUCCCCCCCAGGAUGGCGAGGAACUGUUAGUGAGCACUCUGGGUUCGGUCAAUCAACUGGCUACAAAUCCACUUAACAGUAACCUCAUCCAGUCUUGUGUAAAGGAACCCCUUAGAGACUUUUGAAAUGAGAAAACCUGACUUUUGCCUGAAAGUAAGCCCUAUAAAUGUUGGGAAACUUGUUUUCACAAAUAGGAAUUGGUCCACUGAAAGGUGGUACCUUCUCUGCUUGAUUUGUAGAGGGAUAAUAACUUUAUAAGGCCAACCAAAAUGUCACAAAAUAGUGACAAUUGUGAGCAAGCUUUCAAGUUCUCCAGAAUACAUUAGACAUUAUGCAAUAGAGGAGAGGUGGGACAGAGCGAAAAAAUUAGAAAACUGGCUUGGUGUUAAAGCCAUAACUUCUGCAUUUAGUCACAGACUUAGAGUGUGUGAAGUAGUACCAUAUUUAAUAUAUUAAAUACCAUAUUUAAUAUAUUAAAUACCAUAUUUAAUAUAUUAAAUACCAUAUUUAAUAUAUUAAAUACCAUAUUUAAUAUAUAAGACUCUCCUAGGUGCUCUAUUGGUUUCAGAUUAUACUGAAACUUUCCCAUUUCUGAAUAUUAUAAAUCUGCCUUGGAUAAUCCAUGAGCUUCCAAUAUAGCAAUGUUUAUUUAGAUAAUAAAAAUAAGGACUAUUAUUCAGCAGAUUUUCCUGCCUCCUCUCUUCUCUGUCCCCUCCAUCAGGCAGGAGAAAAAUAGCUUUGGUUUUUGUUCAGGACAGAGGUUAGAAAGGUUGCAGGGGCCACGUAGCCCUCUCAUAGGGGUGUCUUGUCAGGGCGCAGCAUGAAGGGCACAAACAGAUCAUAACCUUUAAAUGAAAAUGCAAUGGAGGGGAGAGAUGAAAGCAUUGAAACAAAUUAGAUACAUCUAUAGGGGGUGCUCAACUGGAGAAAAUUAGCAUUUCUUCCUAAUUGGAGUGUAGGGCAUUCCAUUACAGGGAUUCAUUACCAGGGGGAGAGGGUGCUGGGCCUCUUCACAAAAUGCCUUUAAACAGGAAAAGCCCUCUUCCUGGGAUAUAUAUUUACAAAUAUUUUUAAAUGGGUAGAGAACUUGAAGAGGUAUUAUUAGUCCUGUGUUCAUAGAUGUAUAUGGGGCCUAGUGGUUUGAACCUUCUACAAGCAUAGAAUGAGGUUAUUUGUGUAUUUCUUAAUUUUACCGCCCCAUCCUGUAUGUGUGUGUUGGUGGCGGUGGUGGCGGGAGAGGGGGGCAUCCACACUAAAGAACAUUUGUGUGGUAGGCAUUUUAAACCUUUAGAUUCAGGAUGGUUUUUUCUGUGCAGGUGCACUGUUUGAUCAGGGAAAUUCCUAUGGGCUGUACGUGCUGGAAGGUAGACUGCAUCAGCAAUGCAAAAAGGGGAACAUGAAAACAUCUAGCAGCUUUGUUCUUGCAUGUUCUGGCAUCCUCCUGAAAGUUGUAUAGUAUAGCAAAAGCUUCUGGAAGAUGCUAUAAUUUUUGGCUUCCAUUUCUCUGUCAUUCUACUUGCUUUUAUUCCCUUUUACCAAUUGUCCUGCUGCUGAAGCUUACAGAAACUGUUUAUAUAGAUGUCUAACCUGCAAUAUAGGUGAGCUUCAGCUAGUUUAAAGACAGAUGUUAGGUUCUGGAAAAUCUUAUGCACUCCUUGAACCAUAACCUCAGUAAAAAAAAAAAAAAAAAGUAAACACGCUGUCUUCUGUAUCACAUUAGUUUAACAAGAGUACUUGGUGCUAACUUAGUUGAGAGCUGGUGCAGCAUAGUGGCUAAGUGCCUAAGUUCUAGGCAGGAAGUCCUUGGUUCAAAUCUUACCACAAGCUGCUAGGUAGCCUUAGCCAAGCCACAAUUCUCACUGGUUGUAUAGGGCUAAUAAUAUUGCCCCACUAUAGAGGACAGUUGUUUCAGCAUAACAGAGGGGAUACAUGUGAAGUGCUCCAAAAACAAACAAAAAAUGCCAUAUAUAAAUGUGCUGUCCAUUUGAAAAAAAAAAAAAAAAGCUUAUGGAUGCUGGGAUUGUAGUUCAAUUCAUAAAGUUCUUGUGCUGAAAAGCUUUGGCAGAGACUGGAGAAAUAUAGCAAAUUGAAUGUGCAGACCGUGUUACAGAAAAGUUUUUAGAUCAUUGUAGGGUUCUUUCUAGUACAAGGUACAGUUUGGAUACAGGAAGCAGCUUAAAAUGAGGCAUAGUGUUGAUUGUCCUCUGUGCUUUUUUAUGUGGUACCUUUACAUUAUUUUUUUUAGGGAUUGGGUGUUACGUAGAAAUGCUGGUGGUUAGCUUGGUAUUCAUGCAAAAUAUGCCGUAGCUUUUUUUGGAGGGGGGCUAAUUUGUAAACAUUGCCCCCUUCCCCACCCCAUAAGAUGGCAGUGCCUGUAUUUGUCCGAUUUUCCACCUGUUGAGGGAAAGUUAAAUGAGGACUGUUCCAUGGUUGGUGGACACAGACAACUAAUUGGAGGGAGAGAGCCCAUUUCCUUUAAGGAGUGCAGGCUGCACAGAGGUGACGGAUAGACUGGAGAUUUAUUAGCACAUGGUUGGGAGCUUAAAAAUCGGCACCAGCAGCUUGUUCCCUUCAGAAAAGAAGGUAGGAACAAGCACCCGUUGCCCCUCCCCUACUCCAGAAAGAGGAGUGAAAAAAAUAAAGGGGGAUAAUUGGAAGGAGCAGUUUGUUUGAACAUAACCACAAGGCUGCCUUUAAUUCUUGGUCUCUUGCAUUUUGAGACUGAUUCUGAAAUUUCAAAGCGAAGGGCAGCUAUUUGUUGUCACACCUGUUGCUUCCACUGCAGUUUCCCUAAAUACAGUCAGUUAGUAGCAGAGGAAAAAGAAAGCAUUUCCCUCCAGUCUUCUGCUGUCAUUUGUUUGUGUUUUCUCUACAUUGAUGUACUAGAUUUCCUAAAUCAGGAUUUUGCAGGAAGCAUAUAUCAACACGCAACAUUCACAAUUGUACAUAACAGUAAAUCAGGCUUUCUGUCUUACUUGUGUUUCACAAGGAAUAAGCAGCUUGCUGGUGACACCACUCAGUUGCUCCCAGUCCACACUUUUCUUGGUGUGAAUUGGGAAAUCCAGGUUUCCCGUUACACCCCUGUGAGGGACUGCAGUUUGUUUCACCCUAACAAGCCACAAUCACUAGUCAACCUUAAGGCAUGGUUUGUUGUUAGCUUGCUGAUCAUGACUUGUUUUUUUUUUUUUAAAUAAUAUUUAUUACUUUUAUAGAUUACAAAAAGAGAGAAAAAAACCCAGAAAAAAAGACAAAGGAGGAAAGCAAAAAGAAAAAAACAAUACAAUACAAUAUAUAGACAAUGCAAAACACAACCUAAGCUCAAAACUAAACACAUUAAACUAAACUAAACAAACCCCACUCCCUAACCUUAACCCUAAAUGAAACAAAACAAAAACAAUUUAAAAACAUACAUCAUCUCUUUUCCAUACUCUAUCUUUCAUUCCCUUGUUUCCUCGACCUCCUCUCACCUCCCUUUUUGUAUUCCACUUCUAUUAAUUGUUUCAGCAAAUCCUUUCCAUCUUUCUCCAUUUUCUAUCAUAUUGUAAAUAACGUAUUUUUAACCUUAUUUUCCAUUAAAACUAAAAUACUUAUAUAUGCUUAACUCCUUAUAACAUUUCUGCUAAGCCCAUAAAAAUCAUUCCACCAUUUUUCUAUCACUCAUUAGUUUUACCAUAAGUCUAUAUAUAAACUUUAAAUUUUCCAAUCUUCUUCCACCAUCUCCUCUCCCUGGUUUCGGAUUCUGCCAGUCCUUUCCGUCAACUCCAUAAAGUCCAUCAACCUGGUGAUCUUAUGUCCGAGGCUCUUAACUCUUUUCCAAGUCCCUUCUGCAGGUCUUCUUCAUUUUCUUUAAUGCUAAAGAGCAAAUCUCGGGGAAACUCCAACCUGUCAAUCCUUUUCUUCCUUCUGAACAGAUCAGCCAAAUUUCCAUAGUUAAAGCUACGGUCCAUAAAGUAUUUCAGGGCAUAUUUCAAGAUUCCUCCAAGUCCAAAGGCCCCCAAAACUUCAAUCUUCUCCAGGCCCGAGUCCAUGUCCCAAAAGUCAGUUAAUCCCUGCAUAGAGGGAUCUUUCCAACUUUCCUUCUUUAGUCCAUUCCUCAGAGUCUGACUUUUCCUAGAUUCAAUCAUAAAAGGCCUCAACUUAUAGUCCUCAAUUUGCUUCUGUAAAGCCACGGAUCUCACGUGUAUUACUUUAUGUUCAACAACAGCAGCAUUCUCCUCCUCCUCCUCCUCCACCAUUUGUCCUGCCAAAAUGGAUUCCUGUACCAAGUCCUGAAUUAUUUCUGUGUUGGUGUUCGCUUUUUGACUCAAAUUAGUCACUUUCUGUUCCAAAUUAUCAACUUUAAAAGUCAUGUCAUCCAUCUUCUUGUGAAGCUGUCCCAGCGAACAGCUUAUCUUACAUAAAACAGUCACAAUGGCCUCUCCUGUCAACAUUUUUAAAUGGUCCAAGGUCACUCUCUGGUUCUCAGAAUCCUUAUCUACAGCUGGAAAUUCCCCAGUUACACUCCUGUAACAGUUUCAAAAGCUCCCUCUAGAGGGAAACAGUCUCCACUUGUAUCAGUUCUUUCAGGCACAACUCAAGCAUUAAAGAUAAAUUUUCAGUUACUUUUCCUCUUUUUUAAACGCAGAAGAGGACAAUGGAAACAGUAUCUUACUCUUAUUUAGCUAGCUGUCAAAUCCGUUCUGUCAAAUGCACUCUCUCCAAACGUCAUCUGGCAGCCCGUUCCCAGGUUCAGAGCAGUGGUAAUUUGAUUUUUCACUCUCUCCUGCAGGCUCACUAGAUCCAAAAUUUCCCCCUCUUCUCCUGCUUCCAUGAGGGGGUUUUGUAUUUUAAACCGAUGGAAAUUUAAUCCUUUGCCAAAAGCUUUCAAAGACUUUAACUUGUAACGUCUUUGCUUCAGUCUAUUUACAAAAACGGAAGGCAGACUUCCUGUUUAUGACCUUCCCGCUUCAGUGCCAAAUUAAAGUGUUUAAAAAUCCAAUUUUCUGUUUUACUCACGAGUAGUUGUUUAAAAUCCAAUUGUCCACAGGAAAAAGUCAGCGCUCUCCGGCAACAGCAAUGUGGCUUCACUCCGUGAAAGAAGCAGUCGAUUCAAAACAGCCGCACCACUCACCCCACGUCGCUCCGGAUCCCCAAAACAGGGUUUCCCCGCGAGUAGGGGGGCGCAAAAGGUGCCAGCCGAAUCCCAGGUUCACAUGCUUCUCCCGCUUGUGAUUUCAAUGGGUCUCCACCUUCGCCGUGGCGGUCAGACCCUGUUUUCCACGGAGCAAGUUCCUCCCGAACGGAGGAGCUCUGCCAUUGCCGGAGGCGCCAACCCGGAAGUCCGCUGAUCAUGACUUGUUAGGGAGCAACAAAGAACAAUCUGUAGUUCAGACAUAAUGGGAAGCCAAGGCUUCCUGGCUUGUAUAUCCUGCUUGUACCAGGGCAAGUGUCACAUGGGAACAGUUGGGCAGUGUGCACUAGCUUGCUGCUCAUUCACAGUAAAUGACAAUAAGCCAGAAGGUCUGGCUUAUCAUUGGAUCAGAUGCAUACUUGGUCAUUUUGUAUCUGUCCAUAUGAAAGAACCUGAAUAGGGGAAUGAUCUAGGUAAAGAUACAAGCAGAAAAUAAGCUGGGAGGUCACACUGUAGGACCUAUCUUGAAGCUUGAGUAUUAUUCUGGAAAUUAUCCAAUUUUCUUUCUUUCAUCUAAGCAAGUGUCCAACAUCAGUAUGCAUGGCAGAAAAUUCUCCAUUUAUGCAGCGGUGAGCCAGGGUGCUCUGGCUAGAGAAGGAUUGCUUCCACUGUAAUUUCAUGGCUGACAAAUGACAUUCCACUUCCAUCUUAUGCAUCUGUGUCUCUAUAUCUCAUUGCCCAUGUACUGUCUAGACUCUUCCUUUUGAUACAGUGAUACAAUAGUAAUUUAUCACCUUAGCUAGUUUUAUCAAGGUUCUUUUAGAAGAAAGCAUCUUGCUCAACAGCAGACUGCUUACUAUGCUGAGAAUUUUUGGCUUUUAUUUCAAUAAGCAUUCUUAUUGUGUGAGGUUGUUUACAGGGUAAAAUGAAAAGAGAAAAAAUCUUGGUUUAAACUUUAAAAAUAAAAAGACUUUUUGCCUCUCUGUGUUGUUGGCAUUUCUAACAAAAUGUUUGUAUAGUUACAGCCAGUAGAGCUGCACUCCCCACACCCUUUAAUACCUUUGCUAAUGGAGGCUGAAGUAAUAUUUAUUAUUUGUGACUGUUGGAUACUUAUAAUUUUGAGAGUCGCAUUAACUUUUUGGGUCUCUUUCUGAUUUUAUUCCUUCUCUGUUAAAAUAGAGCUUCAUAGUCACACUUUUCUAAUUCUGGAGUACAUUUACAAUUUACAUUUACACUUUUCUAAUUCUGGAGUACAUUUUCUUUUGAGUGAAGGAAGGCUUUGUGCCUGAUUCAAGGCCACUUUAUAAAUUUAGGGGCUUUUUUAUGCAGAGAGAAUGUGCCAAAUAAAUUUUUAUUUUAAAUAUUUAUAUUUUAUUGAAAACGUGUAGAAGAAACUUGUUUAUUACGAAGGGAAUAUUUUUCUUUAUAACAAAUACACAGAUUUGAAGCUGUUCCAUUGCCCAGCUUAGUGGUACUAUUGAUUGUGCUAUGAAGUUUCCAUACCACCAAGUGUUUACUUACAUGAAAGUGUCCUCCAGUCAAAACCCAAGAGUUUGCAAAUGCUUGGUCAAUUGUAUGAUACACUGCCUUAUUUUGCUCGUGUUUGUUCAUUAUUUGCAUACAUACAUACAUACAUAUCCCACCCUUUUCUCUGACAGGGCAUGAUGUGCACCUCAACAAAAUGCAUAUUCUAGAAACUGACAGAAAACCAGAUUAGAUUGUGCUUUCCACUUCCAAAGCCAGUUCAUAUGCUCAAACAAGUGCCUGGUCUGAUUCUUUCACAACAUAGUACAGGCAACCCCUGAUUUGCAAGGGGGUUGCUUUGCGGAUCAUCACGCACGGUGGUAGAGCAUGCAUAAACCCACUAUGCCCCAGUUCCAUCCCCUUUUCUGGCCAUUUCCAGGUUGCUGAGAUGCUCGCAUGCGUGGUUGCACACUUAUCAAAUGCACAUAAAUCAUUCAUUGCCUGUAUCAAAAUGAACUUGAGAGUGGGGAGUUGGUUUGCUUUUUUUGAAAAGUGCCAUCUGUGAAAGUAUGUGGGCAACUUAGACACUAAAGAAAGUGCUCUUAAUUAUUUUUACUCUUUUAUCCACGUUGACUUGCAACUGGAAAGUGUUUUUUCAAGCUUGGUUCCUUUGCUGCAGCCCUAGUAGUACUUCAUCCUAAAUGCAGCCUUGGAAGGACCAGGUAAUUAACACAUCAUAGGUGAUCAGACAUCCCAGCACAGGCCAACUUUCUUCCCUUUUAAUCUGGUUUUGAGGGGAGGAGGGUCUGGAGCUUAGUAUAAAAGCCAGAAGAAGAUUGACUUUCUGUGCUGGUACCUGUGCUUUGGUCUUUGUAGAGAGACCUUUCUGGGUAGAGGUGCCGCUGCACUCCCCUCUCCUCCUCAACAGGUUGGACCCCCAAGAAGCUUUUGUCUGCAUACUGCAUGCAUGUCUGGGCCUGCCAUUCCCACAUGGGCCACCCUCCCUUGGCAAAGUCCCUCCAUUCAGUGAUGGUGGCUAAAAGAACCUUGGCUAAUUAUGCUGGACUGAAAAUUACCACUUUGCCCUGCGCUCCUGCUGCUGGGACUAUUUGUUCAGGGGCUGUAUUUAGUGGGAACAAAGCUCCCCUGCAGAGUGUGUCCAGCCCCAAGUAUGAAGCUACAGGUAGAAGCUUUAAAAUAAAGGGGGUAAUUACCAAUGUCUCCAGGUGAAAGCCCACUAAACUUCAAUAGCCCGAUAUAGCCUUGGGGGAAGAGGGGAGAAUCCCUCCUCCUCAAAUAAACGAUUCCUGCCAGGCAAUUAAGGGAAAAUAAUGUCACCCAGUGAAGGUGGGGGGGGGGGGAGUGAACUGCUGCUUAGAAAUUGUGGCUUUUUUCUUGCGCUUGUUUGUCAUUGGGUGGGGAAAUAAAAUGCCUUCCUUGAGGAGGGAGGGAGGAUUCCCACAAAUAUAUCCCAACCUCCCUGCUUGUUAAGUGGUUUGAAUGUACCUAGUGGGGAGCAAGUGAGGGAGGGAGAGUGAGAACAAAUAAGUCACAAAAAGGAAUCGCUGGAGCUUUACACCUGAGCAAGCUUUGAAAAAUUCAACAAUGCCAUUCACUGCCUCUUGUAAGGUGCUUUAGGGGGCAUGAGGACCCAUCUGAUCAGUUGAACAGAAAUUGUGUUCUUUGUCCACAGUACUGUGGAAGCCUUAGAAAACCCACAUUUCCCUCUACUGUCCUGUCUCUGAGUAGCUGCUGGAACUGCUGUGCAUAUAGGUGGAAGGAUUUUCUGUGGCAGACGCAUUAAGCCCUACCUAAAGGCCAGAAGGUGACAUGUUGAGAACCAAGGGGUUCCUCGUCUAUGGAGUUGGCCAUUGAGCAGAGAACAUAGCAAGCCCUCCCUGUUUCGUCCAGGUAAUUCCGUCCUGACAAUGUUCCAUACAAAUCUUGUAUGGGAGUUGUUAUUCUUCACAACCCAUGUUCUAGGAAACUAAUGACAGCACAGCUUUAUAAUUAAGAGUACAACAAAAAUUCCACCCUGGAACAUAAUAAAAGAGCUUGAAUUUUCCAUGAGAUCACAGACCUAUCAAUUUGUUUGUUUGUUUGUAUUUAUACCCUACAUACAAACCAAAGUUUUUGAGGCAACUUACAAUAAGUUUAAAACACAAUAAAAUGGACAGUGAUGCCCUAACAGGGCAAAAGUAUAUAUAAGUCCCCCCUCUAUUUGUUUUCUGGUGUUCCAACAAAUGCUGUUCUGCAGUUGAAUCUCCUAGCAGUUGAAGCAGCUAGAUAUUAGUCCCACAUAAAUGAGGAUGUCCUUACUAGGUGGCUACUGCUGGUGUUUCUCACAGCCUCAGCCCUGGCCGCAGAUACAGGAGAUGGUGGGUGGAGCAAAGAUGUAACAUACCUUCCUCCCAGUUCUCAGAUAUUCCCAUUUAGUUUAAAAACAAAAACAAAAAAACUUGUCCGGUCACUGAAGGAGAAUUCUACCACUAAUCUCCCUACCGAAACCAGUUUUUAACAUACUUACUUUCUGAUUUGUUUUGAGUGAUAUGCAAACUCUUCUGGGUACAUGCCAACAUCUAUUUCUUCAUAUGAGUAUAACUCUGGUCAUAGCUCAACAGCUUUAUGAUCUAUAAUGGCUGUCUUUGAAUGUUAGGCUGAACCAGGACUGGGGAAUCUGUGGCUCUUUGAUGCUGUUGGCUGUAUGACCAUUGGCUAAGAUGGCUGGGGCUGAUGGGAGUUAGUGUCUAACAAAAUCUGAAGGGCCACAGGUCUCCCAUCCCUGCCCUUAAACCAUAGAUUAGAGUUACAUGGCUGAGCCUUAGGGUGAUGCACCUCCUCUGCUGCAGUGUGGCCACGAGGAGGUGAUCAGAAGCAUAUACUUCUGUUUUGAACUACCGGUAAUCACAGCUUGUCAUCUGGUCCAGAACAAACUGUGAUCAGUUUUCACCAAACAAACCAAGCUCAAGUUGUUGUUUCUGAUCCUGGUUUGUUUAUAAUAAGCAUAGCUAGAAUUAACUGCAGCUCCCAGUUUGAACGAAAGGACAAGCAGUAGUUAGUUUAAAAUGGAAAUGGAGGCUUCUGAUCUCCAUUUAGUGGAUUUAGUGUCUAACCCAAGUCAGAUCUCAAAAUAUGUGACUCACCAGGAUGUAGAUUACAGUUUCAAACUGAUUUGUAGAGCACUAUUUGAGCCGACUAUGGCUUGCUGUUGUGUGUGAAUUCACAGACCAUUGGCAGACCACAGUUAGGGCCAUUACUUUGCCUCAAGAGACUGUCACAUCAUAGAAAUAGGAGUAAAUUUAUGAAGCUGAAUGCUCAUCAGAUGGGAAACAAAAAGGCUAAUCAAAACCUCUGUUUGCCUCUUGUAAGUCUGGAAGCUUAAACUAUGAUGUGGGUUCUUAAUUAAGGUUAGAAGAAGCCUUGGUUUUGUAGUACUUCUGAAUUUAGUCAAUGUCUUCAGCAUCAAUACUUUAAUCUUAGACCUAGAAUCAGUUGUGUGGGUAUGUGUUGAAAAAGAGGCCAUCGCCCGUUCUUGUAUUCUCGAGUUUAAAUGUUAGAGUACUGUGUAGUUUAAUGUGAUUUACUGUUCUAGCAAUUGAAAUAAGGGUUCCCCGCCACAGCCUAUAAUUCCUUUAUCUAUUUUUUUUUUUAAGUAAUAAACUCAGCAGGCAUUUUCUCAGUGAAAGCCAAGGCAGUAUUUAAGGGAUGUCUAUAUGCAGCAGACUGUGUAUGGCCAAUUUGUCCUGGUUUUCUGCCCCAUUUGUGUCAUUUCACUGCAUAGCAUUCAUACUUGGUCUCAAAAUUGAAUCCUUGAAUCUUCAAUACACCGAGUAAAAGCUAAGUCUCAUGAUAGUUUCCCCACCACUCACUCAUUCAUUCAUUAUAAUUUUGGUUUAAAUAUUUUUCUUUAGUUAGCGGUAGGUCAAAUUCAUUUGCACAGUAAACCACCUACAGUUUCUGAAUAGCUUAUGACUUAAGUAAAAGCUCUGUAACCAAUAUGACUCUAGAAUGUGGUGAUCUAAAAUUACAGUAUUUAUAUGAACUGCCUCAGCAGCCCAGCCCCUAUCAGAAUUUAAACCUAGUUGGACUGUGAACAGUAAAGCAACCAUAUGGAAAUACACUGGCUUGGUUCAAAUAUAACACUAAACCAUGGUUUGAGGCUAUAUGAAUGAGCCUUAUGCUACACCUUCUCUUGUCUCCUUGUAUUCUCUGCUUUCCUCCUGAUUUAGUAGCAAACCAUAGUUUGCCAUUACACCCAAAUUAGGCAAAACAUUAUUGUGAACCCAGUUCAAAUCUUGCAUGCAAUCCCAGUGUGCAGACAAAUUAUAGUUUUCUCUGUUCAGUAAACUGUGGUUUAUCAAGGUAUGUGAGAAUUGACCGGACACAGGAGUAAGGGAAGGAGGGAGCUUAUGAGUUCAUUAAUCAAUCAAAUCAUGGCAUUGUGGUGAACUGAUGCUACCUAGCCCUUGCAGUCAACCCCUCCCCCCCACAGCUGACAUAAUAUUAGCAACUGGAUACGUUGGGCUUUCCAAAGCUAUCCUGAACUAUCUGUUUUUGCGGUUGUGCUGGAGGUACUGAUCUUAAAUGGACUGCCUCAGAACAAUCAGCAGUAAUGACAGAUUCAGUUGUAACAAUGUCAUAUAUGUUCAAGAUAAUAUGCAUCCUGUUUCACUUUUCCACGGAAUGCCCAGAUGCAACAAGCAUGCAAAUGUUGGAUGGAAAUGAUAACGGUACAACCUGGUGUCUGUUGGACCCACCAGCCACAGGCAAACAAGAAACAGUAUAAUAGCCAGAGAACUGCUGCAUAUGAACGAUAUGUUUAAGUAUCCCCAAUGUGCUCACCUGUUUCUGCUAUACAAAGCAGGGCACAGUCUGACUUCCUACAUUUUGUUAGUGGAUUAGGGGGUGGGGUGGGAAGAGAUUCCUUCAAUACAGAGGACUGCUGCAGACAUUUUAGUGACGUCAAAUGACUGACUUUAUGCUGCAGUUCAUACCCAGCAAACAGUUGUGGCAUACUGGAAAUCUAUAACUUGCUGGAUUUUUAAAACUUUUAUAUUUAAGUUUGGGAUCUGGGACCUGCCUCUGGAUUUUAAAGUCGAUUGCCAUCAUUUCUAUUCAAUUAUACUGCCUCUCAAAAAUCAAACUCUGACAUUUAUAAUUCUCACAAAAUAUAAUGGCCUGCAAAAACAAAACACUCUGUGCUGAAGGGCAUCACAAAUUGCCCACCAUUGGACUUAUAGAAAUAGUCAGGUAAUAGGCAGAAAUGGAGAAUUUGUGAUCCUUCAAAUGUUGUUCCAUCAUCCCUGCUUGUUGACCAUGCUAACUACUUGGGCUGAUAGGAGUUGGAGUCAGACAACAUCUGGAUGGCCACAAGUUGCCAUUCUUGCUGUAUGCUUAAUACUUGAUUUUCUUAACCUGGUGAAAUAGCUUGCUCUAAUCCAUUUAGUCUGGAGGCCUGGAAUGGGCUGAAGAAAUGUUCUGAAUUCCUAUAAACCAGGUUGACUUUUUAGGUCCUUGGGCAAUUGGACUUCUGGGAUUUAUCCCCCAGCCCUGCUGUAAAAGAUUUGGGUUGAGCAAAUUUUCAUACACAAAAGCAGUAUGUUUGCCAGAGACUGAAGAUGGUGCUUUUCAUCCGUAAACCAGACUUGGAACAGUGACGCAACUGGCCCUAGCCUUCAACCCAGCCUUCACUGAGAGGCAUCUCUGUUCAAAUCCCGGGUCUGGAAUUAUGGCUUUCCCUACAACUCACAAUGCUCUCCUUGGUGUGAAAUGCAAACACCCACUUCCCAGGGGCCAAUUUUCCAACCAGGGUGGGAAACGGCGCACACAUGAAUUAUUGGUAUCUUUCUGUGCUUCUGUCGUUAGUGGUCCCUACCAUUUCCUCCUUUGGUGCUGGAGGGGGAAUACUGUAAAUCCUGGAAAUAUACACAUCUCCUUGCUCAAGAUUUGUUCUCUCUGCACAUCAAAUGUCUCCAUUGCAGGACCUGAAGGGACCAGGCGAAGUUCUUCUGUAGCUCUUCUGUUUACAAUUUAUGAUGCAUACCCAGAGAGCCAUUCACUCUCAGGCUGGCGGAGAUCUAUGAAAAUAGCAUCAUAGUGCAUAUAUCUGUGUAUGUAAAGAUUUUUUGAGCAGUGGUUAAUAUGCUAAUUGUCCAUAACUCUGCUAAUAUGAUGGACUUUCCUAUUCACUUCUACUUUUUGGUAAUAAAUUAGCAUUAAAUACUUGGCAGGUAUAUUUUAAAGAGUUUGAUUGGCUUCUCUACAAGUAGGAACGGUAGUUUGGUAUUUGGGGCCACCAGCAAAGCCAGGGAAGAGGGUUGCAGAGAAGGCAAAGGACAGUACUGUAGCUGUUGAGACUUAGGCAGGGCAGCAAGGAGGAAAGACCAGGUAGAGCUAGAACAACAUGGAUACAGAGCUGGGGUAGUAAUAAGAUUAAUGUAUUACAUUUGUAUCUGGUCCUAUCUCUUAGCCAGGGCUGGGGAAUUUGUGGGUCUCCAGAUAUUGCUGGGCUCCAGCUUCCUUCAUCCCUAGCCAGCAUGGCCAGUGUUUAGGAAUGAUGGCAGUUGGAGUCCAACCACAUCAGAAAGGCCACAGGUCCCCCAUCAUGAUUCUAAGGAAUUCAUAGUGGUGUUUUAGACUCACAACAAAGUUCAUCCCUGUAAUGGAUGCCUUUGCAAGCUACAAAUUGGAUCAUUGUUAAAAUGCAGAAUGAAGGACAGAUCAUGAAGCUGAGGCUCCAAUACUUUGGCCACCUCAUGAGAAGAGAAGACUCCCUGGAAAAGACCCUGAUGUUGGGAAAGAUUGAGGGCACAAGGAGAAGGGGACGACAGAGGACGAGAUGGUUGGACAGUGUUCUCGAAGCUACAAACAUGAGUCUGACCAAACUGCGGGAGGCAGUGGAGGACAGAAGUGCCUGGCGUGCUCUGGUCCAUGGGGUCACGAAGAGUCGGACACGACUAAACGACUAAACAACAACAACAUUGAAGACAACUCAAAAGAUCCUGCUGGUUCAGAAUGGAGCAGUGUGGCUAUUAACUGGCACUGGUUGCUUGGGCAUUUUAUGUUGAUGUUAAGUGGUGCUUGCAGAGGCAUUAUCUUAAAAGAUUCAGGGAACAAGCCCAUUGUACAACUUUUGCAUAAAAUAUGCAUAUGCACUUAUAUUUAUAUAUGUAAAUUUGGGAAUUUGAGAAAAUUACAAUUGUGGGUCAUUAGGGCCUCACCAGCAUUAUGCUUUGCAGCUUGUCUAGCAAUUCUGGAAGCAACGUAAAAUGAAAAUCUUAAGUUUUUUAUUUUAAAAACCCCACUGCUCAGACCUCCUGACCCACCCCCUAACAAAGCAUCAGUGGCAUUGAUACUUAAAACCCUAAGUGGUCUGGGUCCAGGCUAACUAAGAAGGUUACCUUCUCCUUUAUUCACCUCCCUGCACAUCAAUAUCUCUAGGUACUUCCCUUGGCAGAAACCAGGUUGAUGUUUAGUAGGAACAGUGUCUUCUCGGUGGUAGUACCUCUUUUUUGAAAUGGUAUUCCCUCUCAAGCCCAAAGACCUAGCUCCUUACUGUCAUUAUAAAAGCAAGCUAAUAUUUUAUUUUACCAUUCUUUAGGGGGAUAGUGUCAGUUGCUUUCAUCUGUGCUGUUCGUUUUGAUACAUUAAUUUUAUUUAUUUGUUUUACAUAUUGUAUUUUAAAUAUACUAUGCUUUUAUGCAGUAAGCUGCACAGAAAUGGUUUGAAUGUGCAGAACAAUGUAAUGAGACAGAUUUGAGAGCUGGAAAAAUAAGCCAUGUGGUAAGUUCAUCUACAAUCUGCUGAUCAAGCAAAUAUAAAAUGAUGCGUCAAAGCUUUUGCAGGCAGAAUUCAGUGGGCAUCAAAGGGCUCUAUAUUCAGAGAUAAAAAAAUGGAUAAAGAAUCAACAUGUAGGGAUUUAAAGUUGGAUGAACGUGGAUUCCAAAGGAUUUUUUUAAUGGGGGAAGGCAGUUUAGAGAGUUGGAUUCUGUACACUUUCUGGUUUGCAAAAUUUAAACCAAGUGCUUUUCCAUAUGGGUUUAAUUCAGGAGCUGAGAGUCUAAUUUCAGCAUUUCCAAUAGCCCUAAUCCAGUGUGUGUGGUGCUUCAGAUAAAGCUGGUCGCUACCAUUUCCCAUGGUUGGCAGGGACCAGUAUGAACUGUAUUAUCAUGGUGCACUCACCACAAUGAGAUGUCCUGGAGAAAAAGGUUGAUCACUUUUGCCUAAAGUACCCCCUCAUCCUGCCAACUGUGUCCUACAGGAAGCUGCUGUUCUGGUGAGUCUUGGUUCCUGAUUUAUAAGAAGCUGCCUUAUACCAGGUGGAAUUAUUUGUUCAACUAGCCCAGUAUUACUCCCAAAGGCAGCAUUUCUUUGCGGUCUAAGGCAGAGGGCUUUCACAUCACCUGCUGCCUUGUGAAGACACCCGGGUUUGAGCCUGGGACCUUCUUUAUGCAAAGUGUGUGCUCUCCAUUUGCACUGCAGGCUUGUUUUAAACCCACUGCUCCUGCUCAAAAAACACUCCCAUGUACAAAUGCUCUAUGGAGACUUUUUACAUUUCGAAGGUGAUUGCUUUGUGAAAUGGUUCAGAUAUGUACAGAGUUGGAUGUCGCUACUGGAUCUGUUGGGGAAGCAUGUCAGCAAGUGCCACAUGCCUAUAUACUCGGUAUGGUGUGGCACAUCAGGACCUGAGAUUCAGCGUGUGGUGACAUGGCAGAGGGCAUUUCCACUACAAGCACCCUGCUUAUGGAAUUCCCUCCCAUUCCAAAUAAGGCUGGUACUUACUAUUGUGAAUUUUUGGUGCCACUUAAAGACCUACUAGGGACACGGGUGGUGCUGUGGGUUAAACCACAGAGCCUAGGACUUGCCGAUUAGAAGGUCGGCAGUUUGAAUCCCCACAACAGGGUGAGCUCCCGUUGCUCGGUCCCUGCACCUUCCAACCUAGCAGUUCGAAAGCACGUCAAAGUGCAAGUAGAUAAAUAGGUUAGCCAGAAGUGACUUAGUCAUGCUGGCCACAUGACCCAGAAGCUGUAUGCCGGCUCCCUCGGCCAAUAAAGCAAGAUGAGCGCCGCAACCCCAGAGUCAGCCACAACUAGACCUAAUGGUCAGGGGUCCCUUUACCUUGAAAAACCUACUUGUUUACCCGGACCUUUUGGUGUUUUGUUGUCCACUUAGUCUGUUCCGAUGAAAUUUUACCACUCUCAUUGAUGUUUAUUUUUAUUUGGUUUUCUAGUGUUUUUUAUGUUUUUAUUUUGUAAUGCCACCUAAUGUAAUUAAAAUAUUUAAGCAGUUUACAUAGAACAAUUAAAAUACAACAUUCAAUUUAAGUACAAAAUUGAGCAAAACAUUCAGUAAAAGCUAGAUGAAAAUAAGUUUUAAAAAAACACAGACAGCAGUAUAUCACAAAUAAAACUGAACAGUGUAAAACAAUAAUAAUAAAAAUUAAGAAUCGGUCUCCAGGAAAACUUGGCGGACGAAAUAAGAUUUUUAAAAACCUUAAAAUAUCAUUAUUGUCUCUAUUAUUGAAAUUGCUCUGGAAUACCUUUUUGGAAAUAGAGUGGGCUAUGAAUAAUUUUAAAUAAAUAUUUCAGAAAUAGCCUGUACCAAGAAUAUCAAAUAAAAAAGUUAAGGCAAAGUGAAUGGUGAGAAUUAGAUGCUAAGGGAGAAUUAUGUACGCCUUUUCUUUUGCCUGCUGAUUUUCCUCUGUAGGCACUCCAUUUGCAUUAUGGGAGAAACAUGGGGUGGGGAGUACAAUGAUUCCCAUCUAACGUCUGGUUUCAUUCCUAGUUUGAAUCCCAAUGAGGAUUCUGCACUUGUGGGAGAAUGAGGUGGCAGUAGAAUGGGCUGUACCACUUCAGGCUGGAGACCGUCUUAGAAACAGUCUUUGGAUUACAUUUCUGUAUUCUCCCUGUUAAAAACAAAUAAAUUCCUUGCAAGUAGUCCAGCAGGGUCCAGGCUCAGCUAGAACCUGUCUCCGCAGUGUGUAUGUGUUUUUAAGUUGCAGCGUUUGUAUGUGUGUUUUUACAAGGCUGAGAAUUCAGAAAUGGUAUCUUCUCCCCACAGCCUGAACUGGUGCAGUCCAUUGUACCGCUACCUCCUUCUGCUGCAUGUGUUAUAACUGGUCUAAAUUUUGGCAGGGUCUCAAGACAGUGCUUGUUAUAACCAGUUAAAUAUGGCGGUGUGCUAUGGGGGUGGGUGUUCUGUUGAAUUCUGUGAGACCCACUUGCUGACUUUUAAUUGUUUGAUUUCCAUCCAUGCUCAUGCGUGAUAUAUAGAGACCUGGAACUGGUCAAUUAAAACUAAACUGCUGAUAGUUUAAUUUGUUGAGUGAUGUUUCCUGGGAGAGAUGAACAUUCUCUCACCAUCCAAUCAUCUCUGGAUAUGUGUGUACAGUUGGAUAUACUCCAUGACGUUUUGUAGAUUCAGCUUAGGACCAUCCGCUGUGCAAUGUCCACCUCCCUCCUGCCCUUUACAAUGUUGCUACUGUUGGGGCCCCUCCUCCCAUCACCCUCCAGCAGGGGGGACGCAGUAAGUUUGUGUGACCUUAGCACUAAAUUCAGACUGCAGGAGUUACCUUCUAUAAUGAUGUCAACUGAUUAGGUUAGCGGGGCUGGUGGCAGCCACGAUAAGACGUGACAUGUUCUAAUGAUUUGCUUUAGCAGGAGCGCAGGAGCAAUGAGGAGGAAGAGGCAGGAAAGGCGGGGGGCCCACAGGUGCCGACAAAGACUUUGACCUUUGCUGCUAUAAUAUCAGUUAUUCACAGGCCAGGCGGUUCGGUAACCCACUUCCAGACCAUCAAAAAUUGAUUUAAUUGCAAUUUCCCCCCCCAAUUCAGAGCAUUGGAGCUUGACUAAUUGGAGUAAUAGAGAGUAAUAAGGCUCUGAUUAAAAAAAAGCUUUCCUCUGCCUCCUUUUGUAUCCUGUGUCAUUGCCUGUCAGAGGUCAGGGAGCCUGCAUAUUCUAUUAGGCCGAGUUGCCUUCAUUUGGACAAAUUAGUUUACCCAACAGUAAUUAAAAUGCCAAUGUGGGUCGGGAAGAGCUGAAUGCAAUUGAUGGGCAAGUUGGUGAAGGAUUUGACAGCUUUGGUGGCCGCCCUUGCCAGAGCGUGUCGGUGCGGACUCAAAGGCUGCACCAGUUUGGGUCUAUGUGGUUAGCACAGCUCUGGGGUUGAAAGAGGCUCAGGAAAAGUGUCCUUCUCUUUGGUCUCCUCUCUCUGUGCGCUCAGUUCCUCCCCUUGUUUCUUUAUGACACUUGGGUUCAUUCCUCCCUGACGCCCAGACUCUUUGUCCCAACGAGACCGCCCUCAGCCCCCUUUGUCGUACCCCCCAUUUCCCAGCUGCUGGGCUCUUGCUAAGUAAUAGGUUCUUUGUUUCUUGGUUCGAUGAUCCUUCAUAUAGAAUAAUUUCCAAAAUGCGAUGAUAACAUCCAGUUUAAAGGGUGUGGGGAUAGGCGGGAGAGAAGAACAGAGAUAGAAGCUUGUGUGAUGCAGCCAGAUUCUGGAGUCCCAUAUGCAAAGAGCUGUGCAGGACUUGGUGGAAAGUGUUGGGUUAAUAGAGUAGAAUGGGUAGAAUUAUGGGAUAAAAUGGAAAAGAACUGAAACAUGGUUAAUUUGGAUGCAGGUGCAAGAGACGGGGUAGCAUAUUAAGCCUUAGUUCUAAAACAACUGACAACCUGGAAGUGGUCUUGGUACCUGGAAAUAAAGUGUAAUACCUGCAGGGCAUAUGCUAUAUUUUGGAUGCUUUUGGUUGCCUGGGGUUCAUCUACAGUACAUCAAGGCUGAGAAUAUAUUCAAGUGGCAACUUUAAUCUUUAUUUUCCUUUUAUGGCAAACAAUGAACAAUUUGCCUGCUUCUGUCGGCCUGGCUUAUCCUAUAGUGCACUGUAUAUCUAGGUUCUAGAGCUGUAAUAGUUGUAUUGGUUCAUAUGGGGAGAGGCGGCCCUUGAGGUAUUGUAGUCUUGAAUCGUUUAAGGCUUUAUAGGUCAAAACCAGAACUUGAAUUCAGCCCAGAAACUAAUUGGCAGCCAGUGCAGUCAGGCCAGGACGGGUGUAAUAUGCUCACGUUUACCACUGGCAAGCCAGGUGUUCCCCAGCUUAUGUUUGUGCAGCCUGCCUAAGUGUUAAACCUGACAUUUGUCUCUAUUGAAAUUCAUUUUGUUAGUUUUGGUGUUAUCUGCAGGUGUGUUGAGUAUUCACUCAAUUCCUUCAUCCAAGUCUCUUAUAAAGACGUUGGACAACAACGGGCCCAGGACAGAACCCUGUGUUCUUUUGCUACUUUUUUCCAGGAUGCCAAGGAAAUGUUAGUGAGCAUUGUUUGGGUUUGGCCAGCCAGCGAGCUACAAAUCCACCUAACAGUUACCUAGUCCAGUCCAUAUUUUACCAGCUUCUCCACAAAAAUACCAGGGGGAAUUUUUCAAAAGCCUGACUGAAAUUGAGAUACACUGCAUCCAUAGCAUUCCCUUGAUCCACUAAGCUUGUAAUUCUACAAAAGGAAAAGAAAAAGAAAUUAUAUUCGUCUGGCAUGACUUGUUUUUGAAAAACCCAUGCUGGGUCUUAGUAAUCACAGUAUCUUUUCCCAAGUGUUCACACACAAACUGUUUAAUUGUCUGCUCUAGGACCUUCCCUGGUAUUGAUGUCAAGCUUACCAGUCAGUAGUUACCUGGGUCUUCCUUUCCCCCCCUUUUGAAGAUGGGGACAACAUUUGCCCGUCUCCAGUCUGUAGGGACCUCACCUGUACUUCAAGAAUUCUCAAAGAUCAUAGACAAAGGCUCUGAAAUUGCACCCAAAAGCUCCUUUAGUACCCUUGGAUGCAGCUCAUCAGGCCAUGGAGAUUUGAAUUCAUUUAAAGUAGCUAAAAAGUUGAAAAUGUGGAUAGCCCCUUUAUGCUCUCAAAAAAUAGUAACAAAGCCAUAGUUUUAGAAUUGAAUGUGCAUGAAAUGGCACCAGUCUCUUUAACCUCAACAAUAGAAACAUUCCAAUUAUAAGAUUUCCUACAGACCCUUUUCUGCACUAGGUUGGCAGGAUACAUUAGUGGGUCAGGAUCUGUUUAGCUAGAGGAAAGUGGUGCAAAGCUAAGGAGCAAUGUGGAAGUCAACUGCCGAGAAAUUUCUAAUCCCUACCACAGACUGGCUUGGAGGCUGUACCAGCAAAGUGGCAGGGAUUAGUGCUGGUGAUCUCCACCCACUUCUCCUUUCUUAUUGGCAUACCUUGAUGCUAAUUUAGACCUGAGCAGUCUCUGGAGGGAUGCUACAUACUUCUUCUGAAAGAUCUGUAUGCCUGUAUAGACAGAGCAAGGGGGAGAGGGAGCAAAAACCUUUAAAACCCAAUUGCCCACUUCAGUGGUUUCCAAGCUGCUAUUAUGUUUCUGAUCACAGUAAUUGGCGUUACUAUUUACUAAUGGCUUAUGGUAAAGGGGGGAAAGAGACAAAAACCCAGCACCUCAGUUUGUAGUUCUGGGCUGCUGAAGAUUGCUUGCCGACUUUGAAAUGUGUGUCAGUUGAUAUGAUGCUCUAUCCUUAAUUUUUUUUAUUUUAAAAUAUUUAUAUUUCACGUUUCCAUAUUAAGAGCUUGUCAGUGUUCUGACAUCUCACCUUUGAUAGCCUGUGAGGAGUGGAGCAGAUUCUUAUCAUGGGCAUCAGGUCAGCAGCUUGGACCUUCAGUUAGACCUCAAGGGAACCUGCUAGCUGGUUGAUAGAAAUCAGUCACUUCUGGCUUUUAACCCUCCAUCAACAGUGGGGCCAAGCACAAUAACACUUUUUUUGUAUUCCUGGUGAGCAAUUAAUUGCCAUGUGAUAUUUUAGGGCUCUCCUCAGUUUAGUUAAAAACCUAUGGUUUUACUCUUAUGGUUGGUGGUUACAAAUUUAUCUCUGUUGGAAUGACAGAGAAAAUGAAGAACUAUGCUUGUAAGGCGAUGGGGUGAAAGCAGCCUUGUCAGAUGCUCUUGAUUCAUUAGUUACUUGUCAUGUCAACAGGUACUUACCUCAGAACCUAUUCUGUCCAUUUUGUGUGAGAAAAACGCAUAAGGAGUGGGGAAAAUUGAAUGAUAGUUAUCAAAUUUUACUCAGGGUAGACCUCUUGAAAUCAAUGGAUAUAACAUAGACAUGUUCAUGAAUUUCAGUGCGUCUAUUCUGAGUAAAAUAUAGUUGAAUACCACCCAUUAUUUUGACUAUUUUCAUAUUGGGUGAAUCAUUCACUUUCCUUAACAUUACCACAAAUGACAUUGGGGAUCAAUAGCAUUCCACAUGUUUACAAAAACCUUGUACAAACCUGAUUUUUUAAAAGCAUUUUUCUGCAGCUGAAACAUUCCUUCUGACCCACCAAAACAGGUUUUUUUUUAAUCAAACUAUCAUUUCGUACAAAGUUUACUGGUUGCUUUUGGGGUCACUGAGCCCCCAGAUGGAUCUGCAUGUGUUUACAAGCACCUAGGACUCUUACUUUGACAGGUGGCAGACUUAAUGACAGCUCUCAGUCAAGGACCUUGAGAUGGCCACUUUCCUCUAUUCACAAAAAGUUAUGUGCGAAAUGUGCUGUUAAGGGUUGCCCUCAACACUUCCAGACCAAUAUGUCACUGGCCUUCUUCAAAAGUCAAUUAAGGCCUGGGAUUUGAUGAUCAGCUUCAAUGCGGAGCAAACAUUGUGAGAGACAGGCUUCCCCCAUGCAAAAUCUUUGGGAUGUUUACCAACACUCUCCCACAAUGCUUUGUGCCAUGUGAAAACAUUAGAAUUGACGAACAAGUGGUGCCAUUCCAAGGAGGACAUCCAAUGAAGCAGUAUAUGCCAUCUAAGCCAGCGAAGGAUGACAUCAAGUUCAUAAACUAUAUUCUGUUUAUGAUAUAUAUGUGUGGAAAGAAGGGUUUCUCAGCAGCAUAAAACCUAGACAGACAGUGUCAGAGAAACUAAUAUUACAUUUAUAGGGUUCUAGGCUGUUCUGUGCCACAGUCCAGGGAAUUAGCUAAGAAAAAACUAACUCUGGUCGGCACAUUGAAGGAAGGAAGGAAGCAAGGAAGGAAGGAAGGAAGGAAGCCAACCAACCAACCAACCAACCAACCAACCAACCAACCAGAGAUUCCUUGAAUUCUUUGCCCACAAAUCCUGAAGCGUCAACAGCAACAGUUGGUUUUCUAGAAGAUCUAACACCUGUAAGCUAGAUGCCAUGGAAAGGAAAAACAGUGAUUCUCUUUUCUUCAAAGCAUGGUGCAGCAGUCUCAGGGCCCUCUCAACUGGUGUUUCGUUGGUUUUUUUGCCAAGUGUAUUCUGCAGUAUGUCAUAGUGUUAGACCAUGCUCAUUAUUUAUUGUUCUGCAGAAUUUCCUUGAUGUUGCCACAUUAAUUGCCUUCUAAAUGGCGCUCUUACACUAUAGUGCAACAGAAGAAAAGCAGGGUGGAGUGGGAAACAGAACAGCAACAAAAGAACCAGGACACGUUCAGUCUGAAAAGUUGCAGGAUUUCAGCAAGAAGCUAUGGGACUUGGGGUGAGACUGGGGAGUUGCUGCUUUUGUGUUUGUUUGUGUGUGAUUACUGUCAAUAUGUUUAUGAAACCGCUCCAGGAGACAAUCUUCUUAUCCGGAUGUCCAACUGAAAAGGGCAGUUGGACACUUACUACACCACAAAAAUGGGGGAUGAAGCAGCCAUUAUGACUGCAGUUGCCCUGAUACCUUUAGCUUUGUACUUCAUUCAACCUGCCUAAGGAGCUCUAAGAGCUUUUCAUGUAAUAAUUCUGACUGUGUGCUGCAGUAAUCUUCCUACAUAGGCAACAUGGAUCAGCACUAACAGUGCUGCAAAUUGGAGAAAGGUAUUACAUUGGUUCACACGAUGUGCUCAGCCAAACAUUGGCUUAGCAAGACCGCACAGAGUUGUGGGCUCUUAAGAGGCGGUUGCAGCCCCUUUGUUCCUCCCUGGUCCUGAUUGUUGCUGAGUUGCUCUAAGCAGGUAUUCAAAGCUUUGGCUUAGCAUGUUAUCUGAACUGGAGCUUGUGGUUAUGCUCUUUCCUCACUAACCAUCAGUUGUAGCCAAUGUUUGCUCUUGAUUUCACCUCGUAGUUAGUGAGGAGAGAAUUGAACCACAAGUCCUUGUUUGGAUGAUACUCAGCGAGGCAGCAAAAAGGACAGGAGGAACCUAGUGACUGAGUGCAACUCUCUGGGAGUCCACAUGUUUGUGCAGUCUUGCAAAGCAAAGGUUUGGCUUAGCACAUCAUGUGAGCCAGUUCAUUAUGUAUGUAGGUGUAGGAUGGCUUGUCUUGAAAUAGAUUUUGCAGAAAAAUGCUCCUCCCUUCCUUCAUUUAAAGAAAAUGGCUUAGGGAGCUGGGAAUCAUCUGUUUAUGCUGGCAUUGUCAUGAUGGUAGGCAUUUAGUUUUUCUGGUCAUAUUACUAUCUUGAGACUAUAAACCUCAAUAAUGUUUACAGUUGCACUAGAGCUCGUGUUAAAAGAACACCUUUCCAUGUUUCCUAGUCCAAUGCCUUGACUUGAACCGCAGCCCCAUUGCAGACUCUAUUCCAGCUUGUGCACUUUGCUUUCUACUGCUGUGGUUUCAGGGCAUGGAAGUUAAUGCAUUACAUCUCUCAAAUGUUUCGGCAUCUGGCCUCUGUGUAUUUCAUCUGCUUGUGGUCACACAAGUAUUUAGUAAUGGUACAAAGAGGAUGGCUAAUAAUGUUUUGUUUUUUUCUUUCUUGAUUGACAGUUCAUUUGUGACUGGAACAGCUUGCUGUGGACAUACCUCACCUUUGAGAAUCUGGGACUUGGGGAGGUAAGACUCUCUUACAGUUGUGGCAGUGAAUAGAAAAAUCUGCCUGUGGGAUGAAUACUUGUGGAAACUUUCUAAGACCUGACCGUAGUUGAAAAUUAAUGUGUACCAUUAACUCAGAAGUAGCCAAGACUUGGUUCAGCUUAGUCAUUGAUCUCUGGACCAAAAUCCUGCAUUAGAGAUGUUUGUAUACUUUCUUCUUUGCACGCACACACCAAUGAAUAUAUUUUCAUACUUUGUCUUUGCAAAUUCUUCUAUUGAACAGUUUUUUUUAAAAAAAAAAAGUAAUUUGGGCUUGUUUCCAAAUUUUGAUUCUCAUCUGUCUUCUAGUGACUUAUACCCGUUUCUUUUUGUGUUUUAUUGACAAGGUAGGACAAUUGACUUUAGCCUUGCAUUUUCCUUCUUGCUAGAGAUUAGAUUAUCUAUUCCUGGAUUCAUUUUUUAAAUUGGUAAUCAUUUAGCCUUUGAAACCAGUGAGAAUUCCAGAACUCCACCACUCAUUUACACCAAUAAAAUUCAAACGUAAUAUAAGGCCAAGGCAAAUAAAAAAAGGAUUUCACCUGGCACUGCAAACAUAUAUGGCACUGGAAUUGAUGAAAGCCACAAAUGAAAAGGCCCUAUCUCUGGUCAACAGCAUCUUACUUAUUUCAGGUGGGAGAAUGUGAAUCAGGACCUCAGAGACUGAUGUUUAUGUCCAGGCAGGUCCAGAUAGAUACCCUGGUCUCAAGCCAGUUAGGUUAAAACCAGCACAUCAAAUUGUGUUUGGAAAAGGACUGGUAGACUAUGCUUAUGAUAAUAUUUUAUUCUCUUGCUAAUUAUGCUCUUUGAAGCAUGCGUUUUAUAUCUGACUUCCUUUAGUAAUAUUUUCUUUUGAAAUGUUUAAGAUUUUGUUGUUGUUAUUUUUGCUGCACUGAAUGUGCAUUCUGUAGUUCAACCCCCUUUGUAAUGUUUUGUGUUGAAAUCUUUAAGAUAAUAUUUUAGUUUCCUGUUAACCUUGUUGCUUUGGACUUUCUUCUGUAAUGUUUUAUUCUGGAUUGUUUUAUUUGAUGUUUUAAUGUAGGUUGUAAAAGGCUUUGAGAUUUUUUUCUUUCAAAUAUAAAGCAGUAUAUAAAUGAAAUGAAUAAUAAUAAUAAUAGACCACACAGCUCUUUAAAAACUGACAUGGUAUGUUCUGUAUAUUGGGCCCCAGUAUGUUCUGUAUAUUGGGCCCCUUCCACAUUCAGGUCACAAUUUAAAAGAUACAAAGUACAGAAUGUAUAGACAGUGUUAGAUGGACCUGGGAGGAUCUGGCGCAAACAACUCACUCUAUAAGUUUGGGCAUGGUGUUGUCUCUUUGCCUCAUUUCACCAUCUGUAAAUUUGUGUCCUGCCUUGCUAGAUUUAACCCUUUUUGCAAUUCUUCCAGUCUGCCAGAGCAGUGCUGAUAAUAAGAUUUGUUGUUAUGUUGUUCAAUAAAAUAGCAAUGUGGGUUUGCUGAUUAACAGUCUCUGUGCUUGGUGAAUUACGUGUAAUGUGGUUCCUCUGCUUAGACUACAGGAAGAAUGAGGGCUUCUUUGGCUUUUUCUGUCCCCAUCCUCCUUGCCCAUGAACUUCUCCUGGCUUACCUCAAAUAGAAGCAGCACCGAGGAGCAAGUGAGGAGUGGCUGUGUCACCUUUUCUGCCUUUCCAAAGGAAGCCUCUAGAGAUAAUAAAGCUAUGUAGAAAAUAGGAUUAAGGUAAUGAACAGGCAGGAUGGAGUUUGAUCUUUCAAUAAGGCAAAAGCCUGACUGACAGGCAGAGCUAAAGCCUGGAACCAUCCAACCAAUGGGAAACUACCUACUGUGGCUGCUGAGUGUCACGGAUUCCUCCCUUUUCAUUUGUUUUUAGUGGAAUGCACUGUGCCACUGAGCUGCCCAUCUCAGGCCGCACAUGGAGGGAAGAGCAAAAGUCUACACAAUUUGGGUCUCUCACAUAUACAGGUUAAUCGGAAGUCUGUAGUUGGUGGGGCAACUUCUCACGAGACGUGGUAGUUGGUGAAAUUUGGGCAAUUAUGGAGGAGAAGGACCAGCAGUGUUUCUCCCUACUGGUAUUUUAAUUUUUGUUCUAUUACUGUAUUGCUUUUUCCAGCCAAGGGUUAUUUUUUGUGAGUUUGUGUUCUCUUCUGGACCCACCAAUGUAGCUAGCCCUCACACUGUCCAAAGGAGUCACUGCUGAAUACCUGCAAGUCCAUAAAUACUUCUGUAACUUAGGCCCCCGAAACAGACUUUGGACAUGCCUGGCUUACUUGCACUCUAGAAUGCUAUAUGUAGUAAGCAAACAAUUGAUAGAGUCCCCCUCCCAGCUCAUUUUGUAUAGCUUAAGCAUUUGAAUAUUUUCUUUAUUAUUAUUUGUAGCCCUCCUGCUUCUGGCUCAUUCGCCACCUCAAUACUGGACCCCCUCCCCCCUCCCUUCUUUCCUCCCUCCCUCUCCAAACAGCCUUGUGCUUCUUCACAAUUUUAAUCUUUCAAGUGUCAUGUUUUCGCUUUCCUUUCUCUGCUGCUCCUAUCAAUAUUCUGUAACCUUCUUGCCCAUUCAGCUGCACAUCUCUUUGUCAUAUACCUCUCCCUAUAUCUUUUCCCCACUCUUGCUGACAAGUCCCUUGUACCUCCUUUUCUCUGCUUUGGCACUUCUAGGUAGAUAAACAUAUGUCUGUGCAGUAGUAGAUUCUCUAUUUCGUAUUUAAGUCUCUCUCCUUUGCCCUCACGGGGCCACAGGACACUGUUGGAUUGCUGAUCAUUGUGAUCCAGCUGCAGAGCUUUACUAAAGAUCCCAGAACCGAGACCAAGGAAGCAGGCACAUUCCAGGCUGACCCCUCUCUUUCCCCUCUAAUCUAAUGUUGGCUUGGCUGUGGCCAAAUGGACUCUGCUACCUUAGUAGUUGUUUCUUUCCAAAGCCCUUUUGCUGCUCAUCUUUUAGCUGAACUAUGGUGGUCCAUUUGGGUGUUGUUUUCUCAGAAAGAUGUUUGGGUGCCUCUCUUUCUGGUGCAUUGGCUCAAGAAGUUGGAGCAUGCCACAGAAUUACACCAGAGGUGUGGUUUCUGUUUGUGACUUUACUUGGUUGGUGAUGGGAUGACCUUUGCUUUUUUUCCUGACCCUGUGUUUCUAACACUUUGGAUGUGUGAAAAGCUAUGCCAUGCUGCUUGGACACCAAACAUAGCACAGAAUCUUAGUGGAGCUUGGAGGGCUCCCACCCUCAGGGGGAUGGGAAACAGAUGCUGCUUCUGAAUGUUUCUAUUUACCCAUGCAACUCACCACUUUUGGGACUAUGCUGCAGUGGCAGUACUCUGGACUAUGUGUUCAGAUCCAUAUUUCUGCCCCCACCUCUGCCACUGACAUCUGUGUAAGAUGUUUGCCAUUGUCACUUGUUCUGGGUCCACUUUCUCUUAUCUGCUCUACAGGAAAGCAAAAUAGGGAUAUUGCCCAGAAAAAUCUGGGUGAUAUGCUUAGAUAGCUGUUUGUUUGGCCUAGGUAAAACCAGCAGCUUGCUAUAAAUAUCCAGUAUUGCAACAGAACUGUUCUAAACUUUCGUAUUGUGGCCUCAGUACUAUAAAUGUCCUGGUUACUGUCCCCAAGGAGGGAAAUAUGUGUCAGGUACACAAAAUGCAUUCAGGAGGAAAGUAAAUAAAGAAGAUUGGUAUUUUUCAAAAGAUGUGGCUCAAGGAGAGGCCUGCAUGAUGAUUGGUGGCCAAUAGGGAACUGGGAAACAAAGCUUGCAUGUGCCUUAAAACUGUUGGACAAACUUCGGGUACUUUCUCCUUCUAGUGUUAUUUAAAACAGUAAAUAACACUUUUGAUGCUAUUCACAGUUGGUUCCUGAAUCCCGCUGUCACUGGAUAUAAUAAUGCACACAAAACAAACAAUAAUCUGACAAAGUCAUGAAUGGCAGUAUUGAUGACAAUGCACCCUCUGCAAUAUGUCUUUAAGCAGAAGGUGGAGGUGAAAAGAAGGGCAUGGAUAAUGAGUGUGUGAACGUGUGUGUAUAUGCAUGUGCAUACACCUUGCACACACCUGCUUUUCUUCUUCGAGUGAAUAACUGAACUGGCUACUGUUGAGUCCUGGGCUGGAUGGACCAUUCACCUGAUCCAAUGAGACUUUUCUUGUGCUCUAACAUGCACCUUGAUCCCACAGCUCUGCAGAGACCCUGUGAACACUGGUCAUAAUUAGCUGUACUAUUUCCAAACAUUCUUCCCUCUUCUAAAUAAUCUUUUUCUUAAAAGUACUUGUGACAGCUUUUUUUUUUUAAAGGAACCCUCUAAUUUUUCCUCUUCAGUUCUCGAUCUUUUUAACUCUUUGAAAUUGGCUUCAUGCCAUCUCUGACACCAAACUGACACCUUUGCCUUUCCCCACUUCUUAUCCCUUUAUAGCAACAGAUGUUGAAAUUUUGUAUCCCUUUUAUCUGCCCCUCUUUAACCUCUUCCUGUAAUUAGGUUCCCCUUGUUAGCAGUACAAAGUGGGUUGGUCCGCUACCUAGCCUGCCUUUUGAGCUAUUGUGUCUGAGCACAUGUGGUUUUGGGUUAUUUGGAAAAGUCCCUUCCCCCUUAGGUAAUAGUGGUGGGCGGAUGGACAAAGAUUGUGGCUUUUUUCUUCUUCUUCUUCUUCUUCAUUUAUCUUUGCCAAGGAAGAAGAAGAAAGGGAGGAGGGGUAGGGGGCACAUGUGAAGCCAAAGCCACAGACCUUCACUUCUCAUCCAGUUGGGUUUUCUGUUCCUUUCCUCUCUGGUGCCUUUUUUCUUACCCCUUCGAGUGCUUAGGUGGGGCCCUUUUGAUGUCCUUUUGGGUACAGUUUAAAAGUGUGUGUGAGAGAAAGAGUGAUCAGUGUUUGUUGUUUCUUUCCCCACUUCUUCUUGUCAGUAAAAUAAUAUGCAUAACAUUUCAUUAAAUUCCUGAGAUGCUUAACAUAAUGAAUAUACUUCACAACUCUGCUGUAAAUUACAUUGUUUAACAAUUCUCUCCUGUACUUUCAGUCUCCUUCAUUCCAGAUUAAUUGGAUUAAUUUGAUUAACAUUCACAAUAAUACCUACUGCUUCAUUCAUAAUAGGGAUUUUAAAAUAAGUGACUUGAGAUUUGAAAUGCUAAUCAAAGAUAUUACUGUAAAGUGAAAGAGGAGAGCCCUGUGUAAAUGCCACGCUAAGCAUCACACAUUCUGACAUGUGCGAAUUUGUUGGAUUGGUGCUGUUCAAUUUAUAUUUCACCUAAUACUGUAUACAAAUUAAUUGCACAUUACACUUAUUCCAGUGAAAGAUGAAUAAACUCAAUUUCACAACAAAGUUAUCCUGUUGCCUGCCUCUUCUGACCCAUUACAUUUGUUUGUUUAAUCAUAUAUAAGCUAUAUCCCUCAUUCUUAUUAUCCAGGCUACUGUUGAAGGGAGUGUGUAUCUGGCUUUUUCUCACAUUUUUUCACCCAUAACACUGACUUUUCAAACUUUGUGUAGUCUUUUAGGGAUCUUUGUUGCACCAACAAAUGGUUUAGUAUCUGCCUCACUUGAAGAUUCUGGAGGAAAUGUAUCUGUGCUUGACCUAUAUCCUGUUUAAUUUGAUAGUAUGAUUUAAUUAUGCCUUCUUUCAAUAUUUUCUGAGCAAAAUCACUCCAAACAUAUCCCAAAGCUACAUAUUAUUCAAAUAUCUUUGUUUAAGAAACCUUCCAGGUGAGAUUUAGAGUGACUUUUCAUAUAUGAAUUCAAGCUUAUUCAGCUUUUUAUUUGCAAAUACCAUAGAAACAUGGCCUCUAAUCAAAAUGGAAAGCGUAAGUUGUAUUGCUUUCCUUUCAUUGAAAUCCAGUAAAGAUAUCUGCAAAGAAGUGCAUUCUAAGAUGAAUUUCUCUUUUGGGGCUUGAAUAGGAUCCUGCAAAAGUUUAAGGCCAGUUUUUAUACAACAUAUUGCAUCCAUAAAAUGAAGACCUUUUCCACAAUUUUAUUGAGCAGGGAUUGAAAACAUAAGACCCUCCUGAUAUUGUUGGACUCUAAAUGCCAUCAGCAUGGUCAGUAGUUUAGGGAAGAUGAAAGCUGUAGUACAACAACAUCUGCAUAGUUCCAUGUUCCCCAUUCCUACUGUUGAUUCAGAACAUACCAAGUUACCUGUAGUUGUUCAGUGAGAUCAAUAUAUAUUCAUGCUGAUAUGGAAUGGUAAGGAUGUGGAGGAGAUCAGCCUGCCUGUGAUUCCCCAAUUAAGAUAAAUCACAGAGACCUUUAUUAAAGAAUAUUGGGAAUACUCCAGGACCUACCACUGCUUCUUGAGAAACAGUUUGGAGGUGUUGCCAGGAGGGUCUCCUACGAUAUUCUGGUCAUAAUGAAGUUUUCCUUCCUCCCUCUUAUAGAAAUGUCAGACUUUGCUAUGCUGAUCCAUGUCACUGUAGUUUCCAAGCUGGAUAGCUGUAGCGCAGUCUACAUGGAGCUUCCCUUGUAGAUGACAUAGCUUCCCUGCCUAGUGACAUCAGGCAGGCACCUUAUCAGUGCCUGCGAAAAAUAUUUCUUUUCAGGCAAGCCUAUCCAGACUUGUGGAAUGCUGGCAUGUGUUUAUUCUGGCUUUGAGCUUAUACUUUAAAAAAAAAAUGUUUCAAAUAGCAGCUUUUAACUCUUAUUAUUGAUAAUUUUGUUGUUUUAUUCUUCUUGUAAACUGCUUUAAGGUUUUCUUACAAUCAAGUGGUAUAUAAAACUUAUGAAAUAUAACCAAAUAAAUAAGCUUCAACUCGUCAGAGCAGGCCUUUUAUAGUGACUUCUCCAAAACUGAGGUCCAGCACCGAGGGCCUUCUGGCAGUUACCUCACUGCGAGAAGCCAAGUUACAGGGAACCAGGCAGAGGGCCUUCUCGGUAGUGGCGCUCUUCCUGUGGAACGCCCUCCCACCAAAUGUCAAAGAGAACAACAACUACCAGACUUUUAGAAGACAUCUGAAGGCAGUCCUAUUUAGGGAAGCUUUUAAUAUUUGAUGUAUUACAGUAUUUUAAUAUUUUUUUGGAAGCUGCCCAGAGUGGCUGGGGAAGCCCAGCCAGAUGGGUGGGGUAUAAAUAAUAAAUUAUUAUUAUUAUUAUUAUUAUUAUUAUUAUUAUUAUUAAACUAUGGAACCUUCUCCCAGAAGAUGUGAGGAAAGCUACCUUCUUGCUGUCUCUUCAAAAGGGGUGUAAGACAUACACUUUUUUCAAAGCUUUGGACUGACUUAUUUUCUGUUGUUUUCAAUAUUAAAGUUCCUGGCUAAAAAAUCUUGAUCAGAAUUUAGAUGUUCACUUUUGGAAGCAGAGUCUCUUUCAAAAAUCACAAUAUAAAAAUUAGCCUUUUUGUCUCUGUGCUGACAUGUAACCAGAAUGCACUUUCACCCUCUGAAGCUUAAUAUAUUUUACUGCUAAGAGGGGCAGCAUAUGGGUUUAUCUGAUUGAUACCCAAGUCAAGAGGAGUUGAACAAGUAAGACUUUUCUCCAGGUAUAUCUCGAGGGGCUUGUCCGACCUUAGCGUUGGGUACACUUUGUAGAGGUUAAUACACUUUGUAGAGCUUUAGUGUCUGUGUUUUGCAUUUGGGGGGGGAUUGUAUAAAUAUGCCUUAUGGAUAGAGUCAAACUCUAAUAAUUAGAAAUAAAUUAAAAAAAUUAAAAAUUGUCCAGUAGCACCUUAGAGACCAACUAAGUUUGUUCUGGGUAUAAGCUUUCGUGUGCAUGAAAAUCUUGGUCAAAGAUUCUACCUUAUAACUCUCGCGGUGUCUUGCCUUUUAGUGCAAGUUAUAGCUCAGUCCCAGCCACCUUUAUUUAGAAGUAAGUUGGAUGGACUUUCUGUGAAGCUUAUUUAAAAGUCAAUGUGCAUAGGACCAUGGUUACAAUCAGUUCUAGGUAGACUUGAACUUUCUUAGUUCUUAGCCCUCUUUUGCUGCAUUUGAAGUUCUUAUACAGUUAAAGCAACAGCAUCUACCCUUCAAUCUACCUUGGACUCCUGACUUCUGUUCUGACCCUUUGUGUGCUCAAACAGCAUCUUGCAAUAUCUGUAAAAAAAUCCUCCAGAAGAUUUCGGUCUUUGAUCAGUUUCAUGCUCAUGAGUCAUAAGACAAUCUUUAUUUUCCUCUAGGUGGCAAGAGAAUCAACAGAAGCUAUAAAAAAUAAGAGCACCUACAUGUGGGAUGGACACACACACAGAGCACUCCCCCCCCCCAACCCUUUGGGCUGGCUCAUUUAAACAGAUGGCUUUGUUUUGAUUUGGAAUCUCCAUUUUUCUUAUUCUUUUUACUUUUUUUUUUGUCUGACGGCCGAAGGAGACCUCCAGAGUGCUGUCUGUUCAAAAAGAAGCUAUACAGUGGCUUAUUCCCACACAACUCCCCGCCGGUUUUCCUUACUGCCCCCCCCAAUUUGAGUGAAUUCCCCCCAUCUUUGAGACAUUCUUCACAUUCUUUGCAGAGAAAAGGGGUUAAACGUCUGAAUUUGGGGGUCACCAUGUUAUACAAAUUGCAAUCUAAUCGUUUUUACAAGAACACACGUGUGCUAAGAAAAAGAACCCUGAACAAGAAAGACAAGGAGACAGACAGCUUGCUUUGUCCUUUCUCCCCUGAAUGUUUCUUGCCAUUGUCAUAUUGCCGUGUCUCUCUCCCUUCUUUGCCUCUGGGAGGGAGAGAGUUGGUUUGAUAGUUAAAUUGGCCCGUAAAGCAGAAGGGCUUGGUGCCAUUUCUGUUUGUUUUCCCAAAUAAAAGCCCCAGAGGGGUCUCUUUUGCACCGUUGUGGCUUUAUUUGAGAAAACUGGCUUUUUCCCAUAGCUAGCAUGUCAGUUUAUCCUCUGAACUUAACCUUACGACAACCCGGACAACAAAAAACUUCCAGGGUCUCAGAGCCAGGAAAGGUAAAGAAAUUGUAUCUCUUUAUUGGAACCUUUAAAGUGUGUGUGGGCUAAUUCAGAGUCACCAGAAGAAAAGAGGGCAAAGCUUUUUUUUCCAGCCUCGCUACCACCGCUAUCAUUGCCACCCCUGCUGUAGCGAAAGGCUUGCGUGCCUCCAGCUGGCACAGGGAGCAUUAUAAGCAAUGUGCUGUCCAGCGUUAACUUUUUAAAAAGUAGCCUUGUCCCAAGAAUCCUGUUAUGGCUACACCUCCAAGUUCUUUUCACUCGGGUUCAUUUGUAAAUGGUCCAGGAACACUUGUUGAUUCUUUAUUAAUAAACUUUUAGCUGUGAGUUCAUAAAAGCCAUAGACCACCUCCUGAUUCUUCUAUGCUUCUCACCAUGUAUGCUUUCCGUCCCUAUAUUAUUAGCGAAUCAUAGGCAUAAGCAACAGUGUGACUUUAAAAAAAACAAAUUGGAAUGUAUCAAAAUGGAGAACUAAGGCUGGGGGGGGGGCAGUGGCAGGAAUAAGCAUUUGUGUAGUUUUCUGGGACUCACAGGUUUUUGUUAGUAUUUAGAGAAUCCUAGCUUCGUUUUAAUUAAUAAUUUUGGGCAACACUAUCUUGGAAUUACCUUUGCAAAUUCAGUUCUGGUUAAAAUUAAGCACCCAGUCAUUUCUUAGUGGUACCACAAUUCUAUAUUGGCUCUGGAACAUUCCAGUUUCUGACUUUUGUUGGCAUGCUGUUUGCAGUUGAUUGAAAUAAAGCAUUUGGCUGUUGAGACCCAAACAACAUCUGCGAACAAUGCCCAAACAUAACUCUGCAUGAAACUUUCCAUCAAAUUUUGGCAACGUCAUUAAGCCUGCCUUGGGCAUGUUUUUUUCUACCAGUGUAGAUGAUCGUGCAUGGAUGAUAUACCGGGUUAAGAUCAUGCACAAGUUUGCUUUAAUCAGUAGGUGGGGAGCCCCCAGCUUGCAAGCUUUAUUAGGCCUGCCAGGCCUCUGAAUUUGGCCUGUGAGGCCAUUUUGGACAAAUCAUGCCCAUCUGUUAGUCACCUGAAGUCAUAUGACAUCAGGUGUGGAGAUUGUUGUCUAAAUACUCAAGUGCUGCUUGCUCCUCGAUGGUAAAAGCCAGCAGCAGAGGCUUUUCUCAGAUCUUAGCACUGUGAGAUCACAGGUGAGCAGCCCCACCCACCUGCCAGAAAUGCAAAAUGACCCAUGGAAAGCGUCUCAACUGUGGAUCUGGGCCUCGGGCUGAAAAAGGUUCCCCACUUUAUUUUAAUACAUGUACAUGCAAUGAAAUAGAGGUCUGCUUGGUGAUGCAGCUGUUAGACCUGAAAAGGUUAGCCACUUCUGUUUUGUCUAAACUUCUGGAAAAGAAAGAGAUGAAUAAGUUAACUUAUCAGCAUCAAAAUUAGCUUCUGAUACAUCUAAUUUGUAAAUUUAAAUUCAUGUCAGUUCUAGUGCACUGCAGCUGUUGAAAUAGGUUCUUGCCUCUGAGAAUUCAUUGCUAAAUUUGCUGGACCUGAAAGUGCUACAAUACUUCUUAUGGCCUCUGUUCUCAACCCAACUUGAAUAAUGGAAGAUCGGGUUUGGGUAAAAAACAACAGCAACCCAGUGGAGAAUUUCCAGGUCAUCUCAUUUUGUUCUGCCUUUUUAAUCUUGGUUGUGCUGCUGAUUUCCUAGUGCUAGUAGUGUGGUUAGAAUACUAUUUCAGGAAGGGUAUUGUGACAAAACAGGAGAGCUGCUGGCAAACUAAAUUCUAUUCCCCCCUGCCAGAUGACCUUGUGUAUUCAGCAGUCAAAUUGUUGAGCAGGCAGCCUUCACCCUAGUAAGAUGAUGCUUGUGCCACUUGGAAGGGGCUUGGGUAGUAGCAAGAGAUACAAGAGCCUCUUGCCAACUGAAGAAGGGCAUUGUUUAGAGUCGAAAUGUCUCUUUGUAGUGUUGCAAACAGAAAAGCUUUUCCAGGAUGAGGGUACAGUGAGUUGAACGUCAAGAGUCUUGGCUUCCUUAAACCUAGCCAGAAGCCAUUCAACCUUUCUAUGAUGUGUGGAGUUGAAAGGUGAUCUUUAUGGGAAAUGGGUGGCAGCAGAAUGAUUGAAUUGCUCGAGCCAGGACAGACAUUACUGCAGAAAUAACCACUCACACAAAUGGUCUACUACUUGAACAAGUAGUGGAAUGAGUAAUCUACCCACACAUGUAGUUAUUUCUGUGGUUAAACCAGCUACAGUGGAACAUAGAGUUGGGGUUUGCUCUUGCCCCAGAAUACCUUGACACUAUGGAAGACACAUAGGUAGCCUCCAAAAUAAGAUUCUAAAGCUGUCUCGUCAUUUAUCUGGAGGAAAUGGCAAACUGCUUCUCUGUUUCAUCUGCCUCUAACCCCACAGUCUCUGAUACAAGAAAGGUCUUGCCAGUUCUUAUACAAAAAGAGUGAACAGAAUUAAACAAUUAUUUUGAUCACUGACUGCUUUUAUAAUUGUUGAUUGCCCCUUUCCAUUCAGAUUUCAUUUUGUGAUGAAACUGGCUGAAACUGAAUUCUGAACUCCCCCUGCACUCUGGGUAGAACACCCCUUGCAUUUUCUCUGCCUUGUGGCUACAUUUUAAUGCGUGUUUGUUUGUUUUUUUGAUUGCUUUUAUCUGAAUCAGUUUGUGUAUAGGCCUACUAAACUUUUCAGACUACUCCAUGCAUCUGAUGAAGUUUAUGAAAGGUGACGACACAAUAUAGUUCUUACAGGGGAGAGACUCCAGUGUUUCUUGCUACAGAGUGAUAGGGGCACCCCUUUGGAAAUCAUUUUGUUCAUAAAUGAGAGGGCUCAGGGUCAAGUCUAAGCAGAAGAGGUUGAACAGUCCCCAUCUGCCAGCACAUUUUGAUGUUAUCCUUCCCCAGCCUGGAAGGUAGGUGAGGUGCUGAUGGAGAAGUCGUGUCUCAGACACAAAAGAGAAUGAGUGGGUGAGUAAGUAAAUGUAGCAGUUGUAAGUGCUACAGAUCUCAUGUCAGGAUAAAGGGUGGAGAGCUCCUGUGGAUGCAUCUGCGGACUUGAGAGCUCAUUUGCACUAACAGAUCCUCCUUACAAAUGGGAAUGUAGUUUAUACCACCUUUAGAAGUGCUUUCAGACUGAAAUGCCUCCAUAUCCACACACCCCCACCCAAAAGUGCCUUGCAACAUGUCCUUAGCUCCCUGGGUCUCUUCUCAGUGUUACAGUUUCACACAAAAAGAGCUGUUGGAAGGCUCUGUUAGUAUAGUACCACAUGGGGCAGCAUUUUUCAUAGAAACCUUGGGUUCAGCAAGCAUCCCCAUGGGAUUCUGCAAAAUGUUACAGCCUCCCAUCUUAGGCGUUUUGCUUUGCCCUCUCAUGCUGGCCAGACAUCUGCGUUUCAAUAGUGGGAAGUGUCCACAAAUAACACAUGGCCUGAGUCUGUCUCAUGACAUACUGUAUAUUGCAAAAUUCACCAAAUUCAAGUCUUGAUACUGAAAGCUUAAUGAAGUCUUGGAAAUAUGUUUGUGAACAUUCUUGUCCCAUGAUGUUGAAUAAUUCCAAGUAAUGAUUAGUUAUUGCAAAUUUUUGCCUUUGAAUUUUGUAAUAGUUUAAAAAUGUUUUUAUUUCACUUUCCAGGAGGGGGAGCUUGUUACAGUGCUUGCUCAACAAAAAGGGUUGAAAACCACUGGCUUAGGGUGUGUUAUGCCUGUACGUCUCUUCCAUCCAAAUGAAGUGCUACUCAUGCUGUAUCAAGGGAGAAAAACCACAAGUGCUUUCAUUAGAAAGGACAGAAGCUCUGUUAAAUAUUCAGCAUCCCAUGAGAAUUUCUGGAAGUUUGCUUUAAAAAAAAGUUUUUGUGAGGUGAUUAGGGUGGCUUCAUUUUAAUGUUACACAAUAUUAUUUUACUUUAUAACCAUGAAUAACUUAAGUGCCAUGGUCUCAAUUCCUGAUAAAUGUUCUCUGCCCAAGUAAUCUCUAGAUUUUCUAAUGUGCAUAGAAGCACCUCUAUAGAUGAUGUGCUUCCAAUUCUGUUCUGCUUAUUGGCAUUUGUCAAGAGCUUUAUUCUUCUUUUUUUACAACUUGGAAAGUUUUUCACUAAUGUGAGUGUAGGAGAGGAAAGCUUAUUUGCAGUUCAGCCAUGAUCUAAGGAGCAUUUUUCAGACAACUCUGUCAGUCACACAACUGCAGUAUAAUCGCAGUCAUAUGUGGUCAAAUAGCUCAGUUAUCAGCAUGGUGCUGGUAACCACGUUUGCAGGUUCGAUCCCCAUAUGGGACAACUGUAUAUUCCUGCAUUGCAGGAGGUUGGACUAGAUGAUCCUCAGGGUCCCUUCCAAUUCUAUGCUUCUAUGAAUUCUAUGACUUUUGGAUCAGUUUGGACAGGCAAACCUCAACUUAUCCGGAUGUUCUUGCCCAGGAGUUAAAGGAUCAUCCUUUCAGGUGUUCCUCCUUUUGAGAGACAGGAAAUCCUCUUCAUAUCUUGAGUUUCUGCAUUUCAAGAGCCAGGCUGAGGAAUAUGGCAAAGCCAGAGAAGCAAAGCCAGGUCUCUGGAGAGCUCCCAGUAUGUGGUGAUAUAGUUGCCUCUGUAUGCUUCCAUAUACAUCUGGCCAGCAUCCCUAAGUAGGGUGCCUAAGUAUAGCUCCCACUAACCUCAUUUCCCCCAGCUCCUCCUCUGAAUUGCAAAGCGGGGCAGUUUUCUUUGUUUUUGUUUUGGCUAGAAGUCUCUCUUUCUUUAGAUGAUGGGUCCCCUGCCUCUUACUCCUGCCCUGAUCCUGCAAACGUCUUCCCCUCAUCUACCUCUAGCUGCAUAUUGUAUAGAGCAGAUGGGCUACACUCCUUCCUUCCAAGGGUUAAUGUUUUAAGAACUUGUCCAGCAAUUCCCUGCCUUGAGAAACACAAAGUGCAAUAACACAGCACCCCUGGAUUCAGGUUUUGUGGGUGGGUCGGGGGGGGGGGGGAGGGAUGAGGAUUAAUUCCUGCACUUGAUGUUAAAGCUUGCCCAAGAGGUUUGCCUUGGGGGGAGCAUCGCUAGGGCCGACUGGUUGUGUUAAAUGGUUGCUAAGGCCUUGGCAUUACGGCCCGAUGGAGUGUUCCACAGUCACGGUCACGGAGGGAAUUACACAGCCACAAAGAAAUUGUUAUUCUCCGUAAUCUGCUUUUUGGAGAGUGACUGGGGGAGAUGGGCCGGCCCCAGCAGGCCGCCGGUGCUGUGAUCAUGGAAGCGUGUUGGCUCUGGCGAGCAGGGCAGGGCUCACCUUCUGAUCUGGGGGACACCAGUGCUGCUGGUGCUAAUCUGCUUUCUCAGCAAUUUUGCUCCUGUGACACAACGGUGUUUACUUGUUUGAACAUCUCCCGGGACUCUAUUUCGCCUAUUGUGUGGUCUUUAUCCCCCCCACCCCCGAUGGGGCUUUAGCCCAGAUUACAGAUGGAAUUAAGGCCUCUGGCUCGGGUGCCCCAGAAAGACUGAUACGGGAUCAAGGAGCAGAAAGUAACAAAAUAACUGGGAGGAGGGGGAGGCACUAGUUGCUUCAGGGAGUGGGGCUGCAUUGUCCCACGGAGCGAGAGCCAGUGCGGCAGCCUGAAAAGCAGGCGCUCGGUGCUUUGUGACCAGUUCUGAUUAGACCGUUAGGGAGGAGGAGAAGGGCUGGGAACAUGUGGGUCUUUAGUGGCUGAAUGGGCUUCAUUGGACACUGUUGUCUGAGUGGUAGUGAGAACUGUGGCAGCCCGGCUUUCUCUUGCAAGGGAGGUGGAUUAGGAGCAUGUAUUAAUUAAUCAGAGAGCCCUGUGCUAGACAGACCUUGUAGCUGUAAUGAAGGAAGGGAACUACUCAGCUGUCUUACUCAGCCUCUUAUUCCUUGCAAUCCUUUUGCCUUUCGUGCCCAUUUGGUCCUUAACUGUCUCCUGAUAUAAAGUUGCAUUCUCAUUCCUUUAUGAAAAUGCCUCCUGAAUAAGGUGGGGCAUUGCAGAAGCAGCUCCUCUCCUUCCAGCCAUGGGGAAGUGGCUGCAGAAAGUUCUGCAACCCGAGCCAUGUCUGUGAGACUGGGUCCCUGUGAAAGCAGCCUCAGAUGGCUUUUCAUCUAAAGUGAGCCUGCUCAAUAGACUGAUUCAGAUGAUGGGAAUGAACACAGCCUGCCUUUCAGUGUUGGUUGUGUGAUGUGGGGACACUUAAAAACAACAACGAUAUGGUCCAUCCCCAGUCCUCCCCAAUUUUAGCCGUAUCAUGCUUCCCCACCUCCCCCCCGAAGGCUGCCAUGAGAGAUAAGCUGACAUGAAAGAUAGGGGACUGCUGUAUCCUGUGUAAUUUGAGCACUAGAAAAAGUCUAGAUAGUUCCCUUGGGCAUUGUUGUCUUGCAAUGCUAAGAGUUCACGACAGAGCAGGUUGAAAUGCUUUCAUGAUAAUGAUGGAAGUGCAGUGAAUGCUGUCAUCUCUAACACUAACAUUACAUGCAAGAGGCUGGCUGGAAGAAGGGAACCAAUCUAGGUGAACUGAAAGACAGGGUUUACUGAAAACAUAAAGCAUAUCUGGAGUACAAAUGCAGUACAACCCAUCUAGGUGUGAACAAAAUAAAAAAGGAAAUGAGUCUUGGAAAAUUGGAGUUGCUUUUCAGUACUGCAGAGAUGCUGCCUAAAAAUGCAGUGAGCCAGAAAAUGUUUCCCAUGAGCAGAAUCCUUCACUCAUUCAGAGCUGGACAGAUCAGAAACCAAGGGCAGCUUUACUCAUCACAUGGCAGCAAAUAUCGUUUUUGCCAUGUAUGUGCAACAAAGGGAGUCAAGGCUUCCUAGCAAUUUUCAGGGUACACAUGCUUCCAAACACUGGACUUUUUUUUUGCCAUGUUCAUGCUUUACAUUCUCAGGUAUACAAGUAACCAUUUUACAUGAAUGCUGGGGGGGGGGGGGAGUAGUAACAGGCAAAAGCUUCCUAAACAAUUGAGCUGUAGAAUGCAGCUCACUGCUAUGGUCCACAGUCUUCAUGAAAACCUGCUUUCCGUUCUGAACUCUUGCGUUUACAAUUGAUCAGUGAACUUCCAGCCAUAAUGUGGGAUUGCACUGAUUGAGUGUCUCCUUCCUUGCUGUGCUGGUAUUUGUAGACAAGAGAGGAUUGCUUAGGGCUAUUAGCACAAAGACAAAAUACAUAGAACCCUUGGAGAAGCACAAUUGUUUCCAGCACAUGCUGUUUUCCACUAUAUCAAGUAAGUGUUCCUUCAGUCUACCAGGGAGGUCUUUUGCGUGAGUCUUUGUUUGUCAAGGAUAGUAGUGCUCUCAACAAAGAUUUAUUUUCUGACACAGUUGUAUGUCUUGCUGUUCACAAAGUGGUUGCCCUCUCUUGCCAAGGAAGCCCCAAAUUGUUAUGGCUAGAUAUAGAAGCAGAGUGCUAAGAAAAUAAUAUAAGUACACCAGAGGGAGAACUAUACUACAGCCAAGCAUAUAUACCCCUUCAUAUUUACAGAGAUCUUCUAAUGACCACUAAUGUGGUGUCUAUGGAUUCCACAACUAGUAUAUUAUCUAAAUUAAUCUCCAUCUUUGCUAAUAUAAGGGCUGCUUACCAAUGCUCUUUGCUUUACAGAAAAACAUAUUAGUUCUGCUUAGUGUGAGAGGUAGAUUUGAGUAACGGCUUUUAUACUUUCAGAGGGAAAAUGGCUAUUAUUUAUUUGUCCUGGUAUGCAACCUGUGCUCUUUUUCUUUAAAAAAAACUGGAUACAAACUAACCUGCAUUUGAAUGAUCUUUCAACACUUUCGUUUCAUUAAUCUUCCCUGACAGAAGAACUGCUUCAAAACAGAAGCCUAACAUAUGUAAUAAAAAGAUGUUCAGUACCAUAAUCGGUUCUCUUUUCAGUGGGCAACUAGUCACCUGCCUUGGGACAGACUUCCAUCGAGGAGCUGGAGUCCUGGAUGUUUUCUAUGAAACACCUUCCACCUUGCUGUCUUGUGGGUAUGAUACCUAUAUCCGAUACUGGGAUUUACGGACGAGCACAAGGUCAGUCUUGCAGCCUAUUUAUCAAAGCUGGUUGGGAAUACCAGCUUUGGUUGCUAAUUUCCUAGGUGUCUUGCUCUGACAUUCCAGGCUAUCCAUAAGGAUUGGUGAUCCAGUAUGUGGAAAAGAAUGCUUUAAAGGUCUUUUGUGAUGUUUUUCUCCCAAAAAGGGAAUGUGUCAAGCAAUGGGAAGAGCCUCACGAGUCGGUGGAAGAAGACUGGAAAAAGUUUAAAGACUAUUUACAGAAAUACUGUAAAAUUAAUUAAUGUUAGGAAAAUGUUGGAAUGAAGUUAUAUGGCUUUAGUAGAAAUGUUAUAAGGAAUUAAGUAUGAAUAGAUUAAUAGAGUAUUAAAGGGAAAAAUAAGGUUAGAAUGUGUUAAGAUAAUUAAAGGUUAGAAAGCAGAGGAAGAUGGAAAGGAAUUGCUGAAACAAUUAACAGAAGUGGAAUACAAAAAGGGAGGUGCGAGGAGGUCAUUGAAAUAAGUGAAUGAAAGAUAAGAUAUUGAAACUGUUUGAUGUGUUUUAAACUGUUUUUGUUUUGUUUUGUUAGUUUAAUGUGUUAGUGUUAUGUAUUGUUUUUGUAUUGUAUUGUAUUGUAUUGUUUAUUUUUUGUGUGUGUGUAGUGUUUAAAUUGUUGGAAAAGUAAUACAUAUUAUUUUAAAAAAAUAAAAAUAAAGGUCUUUUGUGACGUUUUUCUCCCCAAAAGGGAAUGUGUCAAGCAAUGGGAAGAGCCUCACGACAGUGCCCUGUACUGCAUUAGGAGCAAUGGGAAUCACAUGAUUGCAAGUGGAUCUUCUUAUUAUGGCGUGGUCCGUCUCUGGGAUAAGCGACAAACCAGGUGCUUACAGGUAAGGAAUCACCAUUAUCUUUUCAAAAGUUGGUAAAAGGGGAACUAUAUCAAGUUUCCCGUACAAGGACUAAGGGUGUGGAGAUGUGUGUCACUUCUGCUCAUUCCUGAUUGCUUUACGUAAACAGUAAUAGAUGGGAGUUCAAAUACCUACUCAGCCAUGAAGCUUAGUAGCUUACUUGUUCAGUGCUGGUUGGUUGGCAUCCGUCUGUCUCGAGACACAGUGGAGUGUGCCUUUGGGGGUGAAGUCCAACCACUGCAUUAGCAGCACCAAAGUGACUUCCCUGGGGCAUAAGCCUGCUACACACUAAUUUUUGGCUGGGGGACGGGAAUUGUGUUUGUCACCUUGAGCUCCAGAAGGGUGGGGUACAAAUGUUCUUACAGGACCAAAACAAGCCUGCCAGCUGCUCCCUAUUGUCAUGGUACUAGGACAAGGAAUUGUGUUUAUGACUUCAUGAGACCAGGUACAGGUUUUAAAUGCUGACAUGCUGUUUUGUGCUGGUUUUCAGGCAGGAAACUGAACUGAUUCAUUUUUAAUGUUUUAAUAAUUUUAAAGUUUUCAUUGUUUGAACUCUGUGUGAACUGCCCAGGGGACUUUGUUGAUUGGGCAAUCAAGAAGUGUUCUAAAUAAAUGAAUGCAAAUUAAUUGGGAGAGCAAGGAAUUGCCUAUGGGGAUCUGAUACAACAGCUUUGGGUUCAGUCAAACUCCAAAGAUGUCAGUAGGGAUAUAUCUGUGUAGUGGCGAUUUCUCAAGCUAUUGCUGCCACUUUGAGCUGGUCUCGUUCAGAAAGACAACUGGCAGUGCCCUCACUGUUGCCUCACCUCAGUUCUGUUAUCUUCUUGCUAUGAUGCAGAUGCAGAUUUACAGGGUGCAAUGGAAUUUUGUGGGUGCUGGAUGAUUGCCAUCUUAUCACUGGCUCUUAUUCCUGAAUAACAGAAAUCACCUAUCUAGGAGGAUCUUUUAUCUUUUAUCUUCUUUACAGAGCUUCUACUUGUCAUCACCCACCAGCAGUCCUGUGUAUUGCCUGCGCUUCAGCACCACUCAUCUCUAUGCCACCCUGGCAUCUGCCCUGUAUGCCCUUGAUUUUACUACCUCCUGAUGGAGAUUGGCUUGGACUGCAGAUAUAAUACCCAGCUCAGGGAGCACAAAAAGGAAAUGAUUACCUUGACAGAACAAGCAGCCUGAAACUCACACUAAGUGCUAUGGGGGAACCCAAGGAAGGAAUGUUCACCUGCCUUCUGGUUCCAUUAAAGGCUAAUGUCUCCUUGCCUCAUUUUAUUUUGCACAUUUUGGGGUUCUGUGUUGCAUUUUAAUUUAUUUGAAGGCAUUAUUCAGCUUGGCAACUUGUGCAUUCUCUUUUGCUAUCAGCAUAGAUUCUGUUUGGGCCUCUGAAUGCUGCAAGCCAACCAUUCUUCAUGUUUUGGAUUUAGUUUAGGAGGAUGGGACUAGCUGCUUACUUCACUGACUCUCAUCACUGCCACAUAAAUGGACACUGGGCUAUAAGACCAAAGCCUUAGAUUACUCUGUGCAAAUUGUACCAAUUUUUAACUGGCUGCAUACAAGGAGUGCUGCACUAGAAAGGUGUUGUCAGGUCAAUGUGCUAAAUAAAUUUUACAAUGGGAAGAAAGAAUGUGAGUUCAAAACCAGUGACUGACUAAUAGCUGUAUAAUUUGAAUAGAUUCCUAGGAUCAAAUGCAUUGAUUUGCUUACCUAAAAAUAAAGUUAUUUCUACAGCUGUAACUUUUGAAACAAUGAACUACAUCAGGCACAUCCAACUCCCAAGAGACUGCGAUCUACUCCCAGUAUAAAAUAACUGGCAAUGAUCUACCCAUUGUCAAUGGAGGUGUUGAGCUUUUUUUUUUGAGGGGGGAGGAAAAAAGACAAUCAGGGUGGAAAAUUAUUAAAAAGGUGCAUAUCACACACUGUGAUACAGCUAACAUUAAUUUCGCUUUCCCGCAACAGUCACUGCUGCUGCGGCGCCAACGAAGGGACCUAGCGCCUGCAGUCCAUUAAGGGGACAUUACUUGCCUGCGAUUGACCGCAAUCUACUAGGAUGUUUUUCUCCGAUAACUUUGUGCAACAUCCAUUCCUGGUUACUUCUAAGAGUAGGACACAACAGGGGGAAAGUAGCCAAGUACCCUAGCCCGUCAGCCACUCCCAACAAACAUCUGUGUUUGUGACACAUUCCUUGAUCAUCCUAUCUCCAGCCUUCCAUUAAGAUAUACAGUCCUAACAAAUUCAGUGAGCGACAGAGAAAUCAGCAUGCUUAGGAGAGAACCCAAAGGUUAAAAGAUCUUCAGGAAUACAAAAAUUUAUAGGGCAGCCCCCAGCAGCAACUCAUUGAGGACUGAGCAUGCCUAGCCAAAGAAUACUGAAUGUCCAAUGAGGGGGAAAUGGCUGGACCCCUGAACAGCAGCUCUACAGACUAUAACAUUUUGUUGCAAGUAACCUUGUUGGUUCUAUUUGCCAUUAGUAUAGCAGAGUUCUAUGGAAACUAGGAAAGGCUGUGCUUUUAAGGUUUGUGAACCUGCAGCUUAAAGAUAAUCAUCUACCUUUUGCCUGUUGUGUGCCUGGCCUAUGUUGUUGUUUAAUUAAAAAAUUCUAGCCAUUAUUCACAUAUAAAAUUGGGAUCAGGCUGGGAGGGAUAUAGUUUUCAUAGAAGAAUGACAGAAUGGACAGAUAUUGUUACAAGAUCAGGUUAUUCUUCCACGCAUACGGGAUUGAGAAACCAGCAUAGAAAUUUGAACAUUUGCUUUUAUUAAAAUGAAAUUGAUACCUUCAAUAGUGGUACAAACUGGCAUAAAUGAUAUACUGAGAGAGGUCAAAGUAUUGAGAGCUCAGAAUAUACACGUUCUAGGGCAAAGGCAGUGGGAAAAAAUCCUUUAUGCUUUGUUUGAAACAGGUUGGGUGUUCAGUUUGAGGGGUAACUGCAGGCAGCUGACACUGUCAGCUGGAAACUAUGUAAGAUAUGCUUACUUGGUUCUUGCACUUCCCUUUAUAUCAACUUUAAAUGCUAUUGCAUGCAGUAGGAGAAGUAAUGGUACUCAUCUUUUUUCUGGGACCUCUCUCCUGCCAUAUUCUUGAAGACAAAGACACAAGUUUUUAGAACCUUUAAAGUAAUUCAUAGUGCUAUAGAGGAUGCAUAUACCAUAUUGGCCUGAGUAUAAGCCUCACUUUCCCCCCCAAAUUCCGACUGUGAAAAGUGAAAGCGCAGCUUAUCUUCACGACCUUACAGUAUGCAGCCGGGAGUGUGAGGCAAACAGCGCCAGGAGCGCAGCAUAGUGGUGCCCGCCCCAUAUGUAGUCCCCCAAGGCUGGGAAGGGAGAGAGGGAGGAAGGGAAAAGGCCACCGGCAACGCAGCACGGCUCCCCCCCCCCCAGUAUGCAGCCAGCAGCAACGAGGAAUGGAGCAGCUGAUAUUUGGGCAUUUUUUUCUUUUUUUCUUCCUCCCCUCCAAUUUUAAAGGUGCGGCUUAUAUUCAGGCCAAUAUGGGAGUUUUGGCUCCCCGAGAAUUGUAAUUAGCACACAUACAAAGACGUCAACUCCUAAGAGACUGGUGCUUCUCACCUGUGCUGGACACCAGCAGGCUGAUGGGGAGCUCUAAAAGUUUUGCGAGAAAGCUCUUUCAGAAUCUACAAACUCGGGUAACUUAAGUCCUUCCCCAAAAAGUUUGUCUCCAAUCAUCUCCUUUAUUAAAUAAAAGUAGUAAAAUAUAUACAGAUGA
Molecule: messenger RNA, 75591 nt
Organism: Podarcis lilfordi (Lilford's wall lizard)
Lineage: Eukaryota; Metazoa; Chordata; Lepidosauria; Squamata; Lacertidae
Source: the annotation of a GenBank genome assembly